AUGACAACCAGCCGCUGCAGUCACCUGCCCGAAGUCUUACCAGACUGCACCAGCUCGGCUGCUCCGGUGGUGAAGACGGUGGAGGACUGUAGCAGCCUCGCGAAUGGGCAACCGCAGUAUGUCAUGCAAGUUUCGGCCAAGGACGGGCAGCUGCUGUCAUCAGUAGUACGGACGCUUGCCACACAGAGGUACGGUCGUACCGAGCCAAGGAAACAUCGGAUUGCUUGUUAAGCAGGGGGAAGAAAGUGCCGGGAAGGGGAGGGGGUUUGCGAUUGCAAGACCCGAACCUCCCUAAGUGCACUUGGGGGCUUUCAUCUCCGAAGUCACAGGUCCGUUUCAGGGGCAGGCAAAUGGGAAGCUGCACGUUCAAUUCUUCUGUAUUGUCAUAGCCAUGCUUUCCGAAUGAUGCACACAGCAUUGCUCACUUUAAAGAGAGCAAAAGCUCGACUCCUCUUCGAGUUCGUAAUGUGUUGCAACUUUGUCGCGAUCCCCGGCGAUUCAACUCGUUCCGCUUCGCGCAAGGAAGGGGGUGUGGGGACCGUUGGGGGAGGCAGGUGGCAAAGGGAUGGAGAGGCCAUUAAUCCUCCUGAUGCGAAAGAGAAAAGUUCAGGAGUGACAUUCUGCUGACUUGAGCAUGGUGCUCGCAGCUUCCCAGUGAGGGCUGUCGUUUCACGUUUGCAUGUGUGUGAGAGAGAUUGAGAGGAAAACUCAUAUCUAGCCUAUCGCGUUCUGUGUGGAGUAUUGUGGACUUUCAUCUUUUAUACUUCUAGACCACGUUUUGUGUAGCUGGGCAGCUGGGCAAACUUGAUAUUCAACACGAUGCCCACUGUCUAGGUACAGAAUUUGCUGGUCUUUUUCAUGUCCAUGGAUUGGAGUGGGUCUUGGGGGUGGUAUUAUAUGAGAUUUUUUUCACCGCUGGCAGGCAGCAGUUUGAUAUGGUGUAAGUAAGCAGUGGUCGUGUUAUAUAUAUAUUUUUUAAGUCCAUUUAGAAGAAUGUCUAAUGGCUUGGUAUGUCUAUGGGUAGGCAAUCAGUUAAUGCGUGUAGAAUAUAGUAUUUAGGAAAAUAGUUAUAUUUUGUAAGGGGACACACACAUGUUGUUCAACCAAGGUGGAUUUUUUUAAAAAAAUCCCCUGUCAUGCCCUUAAUUAUAGCUUUUCUUUUCAGAAGGGUAGACUGGAAGCACCUAGAGCAAGCUGCUCUCUUUCUACAAAGUUUUGUGUAUGAAGAGCUGUGCUUUAGUUACAUUUUUAAAUUCAUAGAUUUGCCUCGCAAUAAACCAGGCAGAGGGCCUCCUCGGUAGUGGCACCCGCCCUGUGGAACGCCCUCCCACCAGAUGCCAAGGAAAUAAGCAACUAUCUGACUUUUAAAAGACAUCUGAUGGCAGCCCUGUUUAGGGAAGUUUUUAAUGUUUGAUGUCUUAUCGUGUUUUUAAUAUUAUGUUGGGAGCUGCCCAGAGUGGCAGGGGAAACCCAGCCAGAUGGGUGGGGUAUAAAUAAUAAAUGAUUAUGAUUAUGAUUAUGAUUAUCACUGACCAGCCUCAUUACUAUGGCAGCAAGUUCUUUCUGGGUGACAGUAUGGUGUACAGGGAAAACCAGCCAGAUUGACAGGGUAUAAGUAAUAAAUUAUUAUUAUUAUUAUUAUUAUAUUAUUAUUAUUAUUAUUAAAUACUUUUUUAUAGCAGUGUAGACAAGGGAUGUGGGUGGCGCUGUGGGUUAAACCACAGAGCCUAGGACUUGCCGAUCAGAAGGUCGGCGGUUCAAAUCCCCGCGAGGGGGUGAGCUCCCGUUGCUCGGUCCCUGCUCCUGCCAACCUAGCAGUUCGAAAGCACGUCAAAGUGCAAGUAGAUAAAUAGGUACCAUUCUGGCGGGAAGGUAAACGGCGUUUCCGUGCGCUGCUCUGGUUCGCCAGAAGCUGCUUAGUCAUGCUGGCCACAUGACCCGGAAGCUGUACGCAGGCUCCCUCGGCCAAUAAAGCGAGAUGAGCACCGCAACCCCAGAGUCGGUCAUGACUGGACCUAAUGGUCAGGGGUCCCCUUUACCUUUACCUUUAUAGCAGUGUUAGUGUGCUUUUUUUAAAAAAAAAUGCAAUUACUUACUUAGUUAGUUAGUUAUCCAUCCAUCCAUCCUAUUUGUAUCCUAUGCUUUUUUUCCUAGGAGGUCAAAGCAGGAUACAUGAAAUUUGUUUAAUCCUUGCAAUAACUACCCUUCAGGGUUAGUGAGAGGUGAUGCUGUGCAUAAAGGCUACCCUGAAAGAUGCAUGACUGAGAGGGAAUUUGAGCCUCCAAACCUACUACACCAGCCUUCCCCAACUUUGGUCCACCCAACUGUUUUGCACUACAGUCACAAUAAUAGCUGACCAUUGGCCAUGCUGGUUUGAGGCUGAUGAGAAUGGUGGUCUAAAAUGCCACGCUGUUGGGAGAAGCUACACUACGGUAUACUGCCUCGAAAUGGAAAUACUUAAAAUAAGCAGAAGAGGAUCAUAUUGCUAAGCUAUUUUUAAUUGAUGUAAGUCUGAAUUAGGAAUAAGACAGCUGAGCAAAUGGUAAUGUUUAAGAAAGAAAACAAUGUAUGAAAAUAUGCACAGGCAGUCUCCUUUUCUUGGCUUGGCAAAAGUUGGAUCAGGCCUUCCUUGGUUCUGAUGAAGGAGUCUCCUUUAUUGUAACUGGAAGCCAUGAGUUUGAGUUCUGCCUUCCGGAACACGAGAAAACAAGCUUGCUCCCUCCUCCAUGUGACAGCCCUUGAGAUAUUUGAAGAUGGCUAUCAUAUCUCCUGUCAGUCUCCUCUUUUCCAGGCUAAACAUACCCAACUCCUUCAACCUUUCUUGUUGUGUUAAGGAGACUGCUUCCUUGGUUCUGAUGGAAAGGAGAGACAAAGUUGUGUGUCAUCAGCAUGGCUCCAAAACUCUGGUGAGCUCUCCCAGAGGUUUCAUGUUUACGUAUGUUAAAUAGCAUGGGACAAGAUGGAGACCUGAGGGACACCAUAUUUAAACCACCACAGGAUUGAAUGGCAGACACACACCCCAGCACCACCUUCUGAACUUUCCCCUCUAAGAAGGACAAUAUUCAAUGUAAAACAGUGCCCUCAAGUCCCAUCCGAGACAGUCCAAAAGGAUGCCAUGGUUGUUGGUCUCCAAAGCCACUGAGAGGUCCAGUUCACAAUGCAGAUCACCCACCAAGGUAACCAAAGCAGUCUUAUUUUUACAACCAGGCCUAAAACCAGAUUGAAAUGGAUCUAGGUAAUCUGUUUCAUCUAGGAACCCUGAUGCUGAGAUGCCACCACAUGCUCCUAACACCUUGCUGAGGAAGGGAAGAUUGGAGACUGGUCUAGAAUCAACCACAGGCCUAACCAGUGCUAUUUUUCUAGAAAAAAAGGUGUCAGAACUCACCAUGAACACCUCCCUCAUUCUCUUAGAAAAGCAAUGGUGCUCACCUGAGAGGUGCUGGAACUGAGUUCCUGUGAGUUCCCCCUAAAAGAAGCCCUGGGCCUAACUCAGUUUAAAGCUGCUUGAUAGGCAGGGUUGGCCUGAGACGUUUUGCUGCCUGAGGCAAAAGACAAUAUGGUGCCCCUUCUGGAUUGCAUGUACAAAAGCUUACAGGGCUAAAUCUUUCUUCAGCAUUGACAUCUGAAGGGAAGGUGUUCCACAGGGCUGGCACCACUACUGAGAAGGCCCUCUGCAUGGUUCCCUGUAACUCACUUCUUGCAGUGAGGGAACUGCCCAAAGACCCUCGGAGCUGGACCUCAGUGUCCAGGAUGAAUGAUGGGGGUGGAGACGCUCCUUCAGGUAUAUAGGGCUACCUGAGGUUGAUUCCUGCAUUGCAGGGGGAUAAACUUGAUGACCCUCGUGGUCCCUUCCAACUCUACAAUUCUAGAAUUCCACCUCCCUCAGCUUAAGGAAAGGUCCAGCCACAUUGAUUCAUUCAUCUCUUCUAAAAUAAUCCACUUUCCUUUUAUAGUUGUUGGUUUUUUUAACAAUCCUUUCCUCAAUCCUUAUUCAUGAAAGAGUCUGGGAAGCCUAAGGAGCAUGAAAAACAGGCAAGCACAUACAGAGAUAUAAAGAAUCAACGUGGUGGCAGAUGAGCUGGUGGUCUUCCACAUGUGGGGAGCUUGCAGGCGCUUUGCUCCUUGACAGUCCUUGCUGCUGCCACACCACAUCAAGCCGAGGUUUGAGCGUGUUGUCUAAACCUAGGCUGGUGGUUUAGCUCUCUCUACGGCAGGGGUCAGCAACAAUUUUCAGCCAUGGACCGGUCCACCGUCCCUCAGACCAUGUGGGGGGCCAGACUAUAUUUUGGGGAAAAAAAUAUGAACAAAUUCCUAUGCCCCACAAAUAACCCAGAGAUGCAUUUUAAAUAAAAGGACACGUUGUUGUUGUUUAGUCGUUUAGUCGUGUCCAACUCUUCAUGACUCCAUGGACCAGAGCACGCCAGGCACUCUUGUCUUCCACUGCCUCCCGCAGUUUGGUCAAACUCAUGCUGGUAGCUUCGAGAACACUGUCCAACCAUCUCGUCCUCUGUCGUCCCCUUCUCCUUGUGCCAACAUCAGGGUCUUUUCCAGGGAGUCCUCUCUUCUCAUGAGGUGGCCAAAGUAUUGGAGCCUCAGCUUCAGGAUCUGUCCUUCCAGUGAGCACUCAUGGCUGAUUUCCUUAAGAAUGGAGAGGUUUGAUCUUCUUGCAGUCCAUGGGACUCCCAAGAGUCUCCUCCAGCACCAUAAUUCAAAAGCAUCAAUUCUUCGUCGAUCAGCCUUCUUUCUGGUCCAGCUCUCACUUCCAUACAUCACUACUGGGAAAACCAUAGCUUUAACUAUACGGACCUUUGUUGGCAAGGUGAUUUCUCUGCUUUUUGCUUUUUAAGAUGCUGUCAAAAGGACACAUUAUACUCAUAUAAAAACAUGCUGAUUCCCUGACCAUCUGCAGGCUGGAUUUAGAAGGCGAUUGGGCCGCAUCCGGCCUCCGGGCCUUAGGUUGCCUACCCCUGCUCUAUGGGCUAACCGUGAGCUGUAACCAUGGUUUAUGACUCUUGGUUUAUGACUCAUGAUUACCAUGAGGGAUUGAAACCGUGAGCCCAAGUUUGGAUGUCACAAUAAGCCAAAUCUUGGCUUAGCUUGGUAAAGGUAAAGGACCCCUGGACUGUUAAGUCUAGUCAAAAGCGACUAUGGGGUUGCAGCGCUCAUCUCGCGUUCAGGCCAAGGGAAUCAGCGUUUGUCCAAAGACAGCUUUCUGGGUCAUGUGGCCACCAUGUGUAAACCACUUUUGGCGCAACGGAACACCGUGACGGAAACCAAAAUGCACAGAAACACUGUUUACCUUCCCGCCGCAGAAGUACCUAUUUAUCUAUUUGCACUGGCAUGCUUUCGAACUGUUAGGUUGGCAGGAGCUGGAAUAAAGCAACGGGAGCUCACCCCAUCAUGGGGAUUCAAACCACUGACCUUCUGAUUGGCAAGGACCAACAAAGAGCAAAAUGACUGUGGCUGGAACUCAGCAUGUUUGUGCUGAGCUAAAUGUGCCAGGCCAUUGCGAGCCUCUGAGAUUCACCAAUGAUAACUCUUCCUUAGAAGGGCAGGAUGCCUCUCCUCAGCAAAGCAAGCCUCUCCUACUCCUUAAAGGUGAAGGGACCCCUGACCAUUAGGUCCAGUCGUGGCCGACUCUCGGUUGCGGCACUCAUCUCACUUCAUUGGCCAAGGGAGCCGGUGUACAGCUUCCGGAUCAUGUCCUGGUCUGGCGAACCAGAGCAGCACACGGAAAUGCCGUUUACCUUCCCGCCGGAGCGGUACCUAUUUAUCUACUUACACUUUGAUGUGCUUUCGAACUGCUAGGUUGGCAGGAGCAGAUACCGAGCAAUGGGAGCUCACCCCGUCACAGGGAUUCAAACUGCCGACCUUCUGAUUGGCAAAUCCUAGGCUCUGUGGUUUAACCCACAGCGCCACCCGCCUCCCCCUCCUACUCCUUGCUUGCCACCAAACAAGAACAAGAGACAGCGCACCUGAUCUUGGCAAAGCCAAAUCCAUCCAGCAUAAAAGAAAACUGGAAGUACAGAUUGAACCUUUCAAUGAACUUGGGAGAAGAGAGUAGCAAAGACAGGAACUGGUUCUACCUGGAAGAGGAGAAGUGAUAGCUAUGACAUAAGGAAGAGAAGACAGCAGAAAGGAAGUUAGGGAUCGAUACCUGCUAGGGAUCAUAUGUUAGCCAGCAAAAUUCUAUCAGGAAAUAGAAUUGCUAUCUCCACAGAAAGUAGACUUGCUAAAGACGACAAGAGAGCUUGUGUUUCCAUCUAGAUCUGAUAGCUGCAGAGGCUGUAUCUGGAGCCUGCAACAUAAAAACCUUGUACUUGACAAAUGACGCAUAGGUAAUGUCAGAGAGUGAAUGUUUAAUCCCGUCUUUAAGGGUCACCACCUAAGGUUUCACUUGGAAGAGAAGAUACAGUUUUGGUCAUGUUUGUUGCAAUUUUAAGUUUAUCCUUCUUGAGCAUACACCAAGUGCAAUAACCAGAAUGAAUACAGGAAUGGAGAACAGAUUGAAAACGCGUAGCCUGUUCAGCCUGGCCAAAAGGAGUUGUAGAGUGCCUAUAACUGCACACUAUGAAUACACUAGAGAGACUGAGAAAGACCAUGGGUAUAAAAACUAAUGGCUAUACAUCGUCCAUUAAAAAUUAAAACUUGGGAGCAGAAUAUGGUUUCCAAGGAAAAGAGGCGAAAAAUUCUUAAACAGACUGCAAAAUAAUCAUCUGAGCAAAGAACCUCGCUGAUCUCAAAGAACCUUAACAAAGGAUUUUCUUUUUUAAAAUAUUCAUGUUUUGUGUACAGUAAUGGCUAGGAAGUGUUCUUUUACCACCCAAGACUUUAGUAUACCCUGCCAUUUUUACAGCAUGCAACAGUUUGCACAGUAAUGCUCUGCUACUGCUAUAGAGGGGAGAGCAGACUGUGCAUAUAUUGUUCAGUCGGUGGGUGGUAGACACAAAGGUCCCAAUGCCUUUAGUGCAUUUAUAGCCUAACUGUGCUAGUGAGAAAACAAACCUAGGUUGGUGUGUCCCAAUGAACAUAAUUUGGAAAAGUCACUGGCCUGGUUCAAAUGUAACAGUAUCCACAAACUCCCUUCUCUCUUAAGCAUUAAAGCAGCACUUCAGGAGUGUGUUGAACUACAGCUUAAAGUCCAAAACAAAAGAAAUUACAGCUUGAGCCCUGGCUAAAAACAAACCAUAAAAAGGUAAAGGUAAAGGGACCCCUGACUGUUAAGUCAGUCGCGGACAACUCUGGGGUUGCGGCGCUCAUCUCGCUUUACUGGCCGAGGGAGCUGGCGUACAGCUUCUGGGUCAUGUGGCCAGGAUGACUAAGCUGCUUCUGGCGAACCAGAGCAGUGCACGGAAACGCCAUUUACCUUCCCGCCGGAGCGGUAUCUAUCUAUCUACUUGCAUUUUGACAUGCUUUCAAAUUGCUAGGUGGGCAGGAGCUGGGACUGAGCAACAGGAGCUCACCUCGUCGCGGGGAUUCGAACCGCUGACCUUCCGAUCAGCAAUCCCUAGGCUCUGUGGUUUAGACAACAGCGCCACCUGCGUCCCUUAAAAACAAACCAUAGUGUUGUGGUUUGGUCAAAAUAAAGAAACUAUGGCUUUAACUAAUGUGGUUUUGUAUUAGAAUCAUAGAAUUGUAGAGUUGGAAGGGAGCCCAGAGGUCAUCUAGGCCACGGCAGGAAUCUCCGCUAAAGCAUCCAUGACAGAUGGCCAUCCAACCUCUGCUUAAAAAUCUCCGAGGGAAAGUCCACAACAUCCUGAGGGAGACUGUUCCACUGUCAAACCCUUCUUGCUGUCAGAAAGUUCUUCCUAAUGUUUAGUCGUAAUCUCCUUUCUUGCAACUGGAAGCCAUGGGUUUGAGUCCUACCCUCCGGAGCAGGAGAAAACAAGCAUGCUCCCUCCUCCAUGUGACAGCCCUUAAGAUAUUUGAAGAUGGUUAUCAUAUCUCCUCUCAGUCUCCUCUUUUCCAGGCUAAGCAUACCCAGUUCCUUCAAUCUUUCCUGCUGCAUUAAGGCACAAGAGAAAAGAAACGGACACAAUACCAGUUGUGCCAGCAACUAGUGUAAAUAGAGUUCUCUUCCUCAGCCUGGGCACUGAGGUCCAGGUCCGGGGGCCUUCUGGCAGUUCCCUCACUGCGAGAAGUAAAGCUACAGGGAACCAGGCAGAGGGCCUUCUUGGUAGUGGCGCCCGCCCUGUGGAACGCCCUCCCAUUGGAUGUCAAGGAGAUAAAACAACUAUCUGACUUUUAGAAGACACCUGAAGGCAACCCUGUUUAGGGAAGUUUUUAAUGUUUAAUGUUUUAUCGUGUUUUUAAUAUUCUAUUGGGAGCUACUAGGGAGUAGCUGGGGAAACUCAUCCAGAUGGGCGGGGUAUAAAUAAUAAAUUGUUGUUGCUGCUGUUACCUGGCUGAAUUGUAGUGUACGUUGCAGCACAGAAACAAAACACUGGGAGAAACUAUACAGUGGUGCCUCUGGUUAUGUACCUAAUUCAUUCCUGAGGUCCGUUCUUAACCUGAAACUGUUCUUAACCUGAAGCACCACUUUAGCUAAUGGGGCCUCCACUGCUGCCGCCACCGCGCAAUUUCUGUUCUCAUCCUGAAGCAAAGUUCUUACCCUGAAGUACUAUUUCUGGGUUAGCGGAGUCUGUAACCUGAAGCGUAUGUAACCUGAGGUACCGCUGUACUAUGGGACCAAAGAUGUUACACCUCUCUAGAUAGUUUGUUUCUCAGAAUUUGCUCUGUAGUUGGUUGUUCUCCAUAUUUGCGGGUGAGAAAAAAUGUUACCCCAGGUCAGGUUAGCUAGUAGAGAUGGAGGAGAUACCAUACUUUUCCAUCUAUUAGACACCCCCGUGUAUAAGACACCCCACACACACACACUAUUUUGGGGGACUCAAUUUUAAGAAAAUGAGGGGACACGGCCCAAAGUUGUUGAGCCUCUCCCCACACACAGCUGCGGGCAGGAAACACUCCCUAGAUCAUUUCCCGCGGGCAGGUAGCAAGUGUUUACCUCACGCAGCAGCAUCAGGGGAAGCUGCGUGCCACUAGCCAGCACCCCCAGAUUGCUCCCUGCGUGCAGCGACAUCUCCCCACCAUGCCACUAUCCGUGUAUCGGACGACCCCAGUUUUUUGACAUGAUUUUUGUGUCAAAAAACCUCAUUCAAUACACAGAAAAAUACGGUACACCUAAUUUGGGGUGGGAUGUGACUGAGUCCUCUUGAUGAGUGAAGUUACCUUGUAUACUAUUGUACGAUGCGGUUACUGUGGAAAGGCUUGUUAUCAUGUGGCGAUGAGUUGGCGUGGCAAUGCGGUUGGGCCAGAUAAUCAUCCCGUUUUCUCCCCUCCGUGACUCCGAUACUAACCCACGACCCCUCUUCCUUGUCUUCUAGCCCUUUCAAUGACCGACCAAUGUGUAGGAUUUGCCACGAAGGCAGCAGUCAAGAAGACUUGCUCUCUCCCUGUGAAUGUACGGGAACCCUGGGGACUAUACAUCGCAGCUGCCUGGAGCACUGGCUGUCGUCUUCGAAUACCACUUACUGUGAACUCUGCCACUUCAGGUUUGCAGUAGAGCGCAAACCAAGGCCGCUGGUCGAGGUCAGUAAACGGGGCAUGUCCUCCCAAGCUUUGCUUUAAUGAUGUCUGUUUUUACACCAGGAUCACAACAGAUUUGCAGCUUCGAUGAAGCAAAAGAAAAGCUAUACAUUUGGGGUGUUUUUAGAAGCGGGGGGCGGGGAAUGAAGGGCAGGAAGAGGGCAACCGUAAUUAAAACCUUCAUUUUUCCUCAAAGAACAUGGGUGAGAACAAUAGGACAAAUGGUUUGGCUCCUUUGUAGGACUCUGCAUACUUUGGGGGAGAAUAUUUACAGCAUAUAUUUUGUUCUUUGCUUUAACGGAGACCUCUUGGGGGGAACAUAGAUCUACAGAACACUAUUUUAAAAAAACACAUUACUGCAGAUUGUAAAAUGUAGAUCAAGGAUUAAUGUUUUUAAAAGUCACCCCAUGGACGGAUUUUUUGUAUUGCCACUUUAUAGUUUUAACGCUGGUUUGUUUAUUGGCCAAACAUUAGUCACAUCAGCCAAUUUUUCUUCUUCUGGUUACUUACGGUCUGAGACUUGCAGGUUGUGGAUACAAUUAUUUUAAAUAAAUUGGACUGCACAUAAAAUUUCAAUCUGCUCUCUGGGCUGCAGCCGCAGUCUCUUCCUUUCUUUUGAAAUAUGAUAUUAUUACAGGUCACUUCUUUCCUUUAGGAAUUUGAAAACAGAGCUGUGAUGAUGAGAAUUCAGAGUCAGCUAUACAAUGAAUUAUAGAAAGUUGGUUGAGAAAAUGACAACAUAAAAAUAACUUAUAGCAAUCACAGUGGGGGCAGCAUAUGUCUGAUCAUGCAAAACUGCAUGGGUGCUUGUCUACAACAGUGGAGCCUUGCUUCAUAGGAAGCUGUUUGGCCCAUCUAGCUCUGGUGGUUCCCUCACUUGCGAGAAGUGAGGUUAUAGGGAACCAGGCAGAGGGCCUUCUCAGUAGUGGCACCUGCCCUGUGGAACGCCCUCCCAUCAGAUGUCUAGGAAAUAAACAACUAUCUGACUUUUAGAAGACAUCUGAAGGCAGCCCUGUUUAGGGAAGUUUUCAAUGUUUGAUUUUUUUAUCGUGUUUUUAAUAUUCUGUUGGGAGCCGCCCAGAGUGGCUGGGGAAACCCAACCCGAUGGGUGGGGUAUCAACAAUAAAUAUUAUUAUUAUUAUUAUUAUUAUUAUUAUUAUUAUUAUCUUGUCUGCACUGAUAGGCAGAUGUCUUUCUCCGCCCUUCCUGUGGAUGACAGGGGUUUAAGUUGGGAUCUUCUACGUGCAAAACUCUGCCAUUAACCUACUACCCUUUCCAUUUGAAAUGUAAAUGCCGACCGCAACAAAUUGGUAAUACAACAAAAGAAUUCCCUACGCAUGUGCAGCACAGCUUAGCAGCCCCUGACAGUCCAGAAUGUGCUUCCCUUCGGAUUUUGUAAUGCAAGGGUAUAUGGCAGUUGAAGGAGAAUAUUCUUUCGGUCAGGGAGCAGGAAAUCAAGCUGCCUUCUUCUGUUCAGUCUCCAACUGAUGGCUUGAGCCACGCUGUCAUCUUUUUGUCACCAUAUUCUUCCUGGCAAGGAGGAGGCCUAGGAAUCCAGUAGCCCUUUAACCUCUUGCCAAAGGGUCCUUCCCAUUCAAGGACUGCAGUUUGAAGGUCACUGGCAAUUUGAUCCAAGUCUUCUUUCUGGCAGUUACGAGUUUCAUGGUUAGUUUGAUUUGACAAAGUCUUGCGGUACCCUAAAGUUAUUGUGGCGUGAGCUUUAGAUUUCAGUUAAGCAGCUAAGUUUGGAUAACAAGACAGUGGCAUCUUGAACAGGCGUCUUAUACAGCAGAAGCCCAAAAUCAACAUUUUUGAUUAUCAGUAAAUGCAACUUUUGCAGGGGGGCGGGCCAGACUGUAAGUCUACUAAGAUAAAGAAAUCGUCACAAGAUAGCACUGAGUAAAUAAAUAGAUUUUCGGGCCCAAUUUAUUGCAAUUUCACCUUUGGGAUUGAAAAUGUUCUUUGCACAAAUGGAAUGUGACAUUUCUUGAGAAUUAAUAGUGACUGGGGAAGUUGAAAUUGAACGUUAACCCUUCCAGAGCUGGAGAAGCUUUGCUUUUUAACAUCCUAUGGAGAAAGGAACAUUCCCUCUGGCCAAAGGAAAAAAGCAGACGAAAUCAAGAAGCAAUAAAUACAUUUGUGUUCGUUUGCUCAAUGGAGGGAAAAACAAAGGAACAGUAGUAACCAAAUUCAGGAAAACAAAAUUCACAAUACUAGUGACUAUUUUAUCAUUGCAGACUUUUCAGUUAUCCUACCCAGUAAACAUUUGACUGGUAUUGCAGGGCUUGCAAUAACAAAGUUCUAAUUCAUGGGUAGGCAAACUAAGGCCCGGGGGCCGGAUCCAGCCCAAUCACCUUCUAAAUGCGACCAGCAGACAGUCUGGGAAUCAGUGUGUUUUUACAUGAGUAGAAUGUGUCCUUUUAUUUAAAAUGCAUCUCUGGGUUAUUUGUGGGGCAUAGGAAUUUGUUCAUUUGAUUUUUUUUCAAAAUAUAGUCCGGCCCCCUCACAAGGUCUGAGGGACAGUAGUCCUGCUGAAAAAGUUUGCUGACCCCUGUUCUGAUUUAAAUAAAAAAUAUGUAAGAGAUGUAAGAGAUUGUUACUUUGUAGAAAGCCAGUGAACUAAGGCUUCAUUAGAAACUGGAAGUAUAUAAAAUAUCAAAGUACAGUUAAGAGGGACAUAUGCAAACAGUGAAGCCGCUGAACUGAUAUACAGUAUGAGAUUGCCUCCCCAAAUGGGCAUUUUUUCUAUUAUCCCCUGAAGAAGUUGGUAGAACAUGAGACUCUUAAUCUCAGGGUUGCGGGUUCAAGGCAAAACUUUCCUGCAAUGUUAGGGUUGCAGUAAAUGAGCCUCGUGGUUCUGUCCAACUCCACAAUCAAUGAUUCUAUGACUUAGAAUCAUAGAAUCAUAGAAUCAUAGAGUUGGAAGAGACCACAAGGGCCAUCGAGUCCAACCCCCUGCCAAGCAGGAAACACCAUCAGAGCACUCCUGACAUAUGGUUGUCAAGCCUCUGCUUAAAGACCUCCAAAGAAGGAGACUCCACCACACUCCUUGGCAGCAAAUUCCAAUGUCGAACAGCUCUUACUGUCAGGAAGUUCUUCCUAAGGUUUAGGUGGAAUCUUCUUUCUUGUAGUUUGGAUCCAUUGCUCCGUGUCCGCUUCUCUGGAGCAGCAGAAAACAACCUUUCUCCCUCCUCUAUGUGACAUCCUUUUAUAUAUUUGAACAUGGCUAUCAUAUCACCCCUUAACCUCCUCUUCUCCAGGCUAAACAUGCCCAGCUCCCUUAGCCGUUCCUCAUAAGGCAUCGUUUCCAGGCCUUUGACCAUUUUGGUUGCCCUCCUCUGGACACGUUCCAGUUUGUCAGUGUCCUUCUUGAACUGUGGUGCCCAGAACUGGACACAGUACUCCAGGUGAGGUCUGACCAGAGCAGAAUACAGUGGCACUAUUACUUCCCUUGAUCUAGAUGCUAUACUCCUAUUGAUGCAGCCCAGAAUUGCAUUGGCUUUUUUAGUUGCCGCGUCACACUGUUGGCUCAUGUCAAGUUUGUGGUCAACCAAGACUCCUAGAUCCUUUUCACAUGUACUGCUCUCAAGCCAGGUGUCACCCAUCUUGUAUUUGUGCCUCUCAUUUUUUUUGCCCAAGUGCAAUACUUUACAUUUCUCCCUGUUAAAAUUCAUCUUGUUUGUUUUGGCCCAGUUCUCUAAUCUGUCAAGGUCGUUUUGAAGUGUGAUCCUGUCCUCUGAGGUGUUAGCCACCCCUCCCAGUUUGGUGUCAUCUGCAAAUUUGAUCAGGAUGCCCUUGAGUCCAUCAUCCAAGUCGUUGAUAAAGAUGUUGAAUAAGACCGGGCCCAAGACAGAACCCUGUGGCACCCCACUAGUCACUCUUCUCCAGGAUGAAGAGGAACCAUUGAUGAGCACCCUUUGGGUUCGGUCAGUCAGCCAGUUACAAAUCCACUGAGUGGUAGCAUAGUCAAGACCACAUUUUACCAGCUUCUUUACAAGAAUAUCAUGAGGCACCUUGUCAAAUGCCUUGCUGAAAUCAAGGUAGGCUACAUCCACUGCGUUCCCUUCAUCUACCAGGCUUGUAAUUCUGUCAAAAACGAGAUCAGGUUAGUCUGACAUGACUUAUUUUUCAGAAAUCCAUGCUGACUAUUGGUGAUCACAGCAUUCCUUUCUAGGUGCUCACAGACUGUUUGCUUAAUGAUCUGCUCCAGAAUCUUCCCUGGUAUUGAUGUCAGACUGACUGGGCGGUAAUUAUUUGGGUCCUCUCUUUUCCCCUUUUUGAAAAUAGGGACAACAUUUGCCCUCCUCCAGUCUGCCGGGACUUCGCCUGUUCUCCAGGAAUUCUCAAAGAUGACUGCCAGUGGUUCUGAGAUCACAUCUGCCAGUUCUUUUAAUACUCUUGGAUGCAGUUCAUCUGGCCCUGGAGACUUGAAUACAUCUAAACUAGCCAAGUAUUCUUGUACUAUCUCCUUAGUUAUUCUGGGCUGUGUUUCCUUUGCUGAAUCAUUUGCUCCAAAUUCUUCAGGUCGGGCAUUGUUUUCUUUAUCGGAGAAGACUGAGGCAAAGAAGGCAUUGAGGAGUUCAGCUCUUUCUGUGUCCCCUGUUUGCAUUUCACCAUCUUCUCCUCUGAGUGACCCCACUGUUUCUUUGUUCUUCCUUUUGCUACGGACAUACCCAUAAAAGCCUUUUUUGUUGCUUUUAACCUCUCUAGCAAGCCUGAGUUCAUUCUGUGCUUUAGCUUUUCUGACUUUGUGUCUACACGUGCUGGCUAUUUGUUUGAAUUCCUCUUUGGUGGUUUCCCCCUUUUCCAUUUUUGUACACAUCCUUUUUUAAUCUUAACUCAGUUAAAAGUUCUUUAGAUAGCCACCCUGGCUUCUUUAGGCACCUUCCAUGUUUCUGUCUCAUUGGUAUUGCCUGACGUUGUGCUUUUAGUAUCUCCCUCCUAACAAACUCCCAGCCAUCAUGAACUCCCUUUCCUUUUAGUAUUACUGUCCAUGGGAUCUCACCCAGCACUUCCCUAAGUUUUAUGAAGUCAGCUUUCUUAAAGUCAAGAAAUUGAGUCCUAGUAUGCUUGGCUGCUCCUUUCCGCUGUAUAGUAAACUUCAGAAGAGCAUGAUCACUCGCGCCUAAUGAUCCUUCCACUUCUACCCCACUAACCAGGUCAUCAACAUUGGUUAGGACCAGAUCUAGAAUGGCUGUUCCUCUUGUUGCUUCUCCCACUUUCUGGACAAUGAAGUUGUCUGCAAGGCCAGUGAGGAAUCUGUUUGACCUUAUGCUCUUGGCUGAGUUUGACAUCCAACAAAUAUCCGGGUAAUUGAAGUCCCCCAUUACUACUAUCUCCCUUCCUUUUGCAUGCUUGGCCAUCUGUUCCAGGAAGGCAUCAUCUAUGUCCUCCGUUUGGCUUGGGGAUCUAUAGUAAACUCCCACAAUGAGGUCACUGUUAUUCUUCUCUCCCUUAAUUUUGACCCAAAUGCUCUCACUUUGGCUUUGAGGUUCUAAAUCUUGGAUCUCUUCACAGGUAUACACAUCCCUGACAUAUAACGCCACUCCUCCUCCUUUCUUGUCUGGUCUGUUUCUCUGAAAUAGAUUGUAUCCCCCCAUUAUUACAUUCCAAUCGUGGGACUUAUCCCACCAGGUUUCAGUGAUGCCUAUUAUGUCAUAUUUAGUUUGCUGCACCAAGAGCUCAAGCUCAUCUUGUUUAUUUCCCAUGCUUUGCGCAUUAAUGUACAGACAUUGAAGUCCAUUAAUCAUUCCCCCGUGACUCUUAUUUAAGGAUUUUUUCCUCCCACCACUAGGUCUGCGUGCUGUUUGCUCCAUUUGGUCUAUGACAUUUGGAUGAUCAUCUUCAUCAAUUGAUAGACUCCUACCUUCAGGAGCACUGUCUCCCUCCCCACAUUAGUCAGUUUAAAGCCCUCCUGAUGAGGUUUCUGAGAUUUUUGGCAAAAACAUUUCUCCCAACCGUUGUGAGGUGCAGCCCAUCGCUUGCCAGAAGUCCAUCUUCAAGAAACUGCAGUCCGUGAUCUAAGAAUCCAAACCGUUCCUGUUUACACCAUUUGCGAAGCCAGCUGUUCACUUCCACUAUUUUCCCCUCUCUCCCUGGGCCACGUCGUUCAACUGGGAGGACAGAUGAGAUGACAAUUUGUGCAUUUAAUUGCUUCAAUUUCCUGCCCAGAGCCUCGUAGUCUUAAGAGCUGGCAUAUUCGUGGAAUGGUUAUAUUUAUUGAAAUAUAACUUAAGACCUGCAAAUCAUAAGCAAAUCAUAAAUAUAACAUAAGACCUGCAAAUCAUAAAUAUAGGGGAGCACCUUUCCCGCAUCCUCUGGACAUGUCAACUGCUACAUGCAGUGGCUUCCUAGCCACAGGCUGUGUGUACAGUCGUACCUUGGUUGUUGAAUGCCCCGAAACUCAGACGAUUGAAACCCGGAAGUGACUGUUCUGGUUUGUGAAUGUUCUUUCGGAAGCCGAAUGUCUGACAGGGCUUCCGCAGCUUCUGAUUGGCUGCAGGAGCUUCCUGCAGCCAAUCUGAAGCCGCAAUUGGAAGUCGAACGCUUUGGCAGUCGAACAGACUUCCGGAACAGAUUCCAUUUGACUUCUGAGGUACGACUGUACUCCAUUGCCUGUCAGGGACUAGACUGAGGAAGAAUGGUGAAGACCGCCCCCCUCGUCUUGGACCUUCCAGAGACCAGUACUGUGGUACCUCAGGUUACAGAUGCUUCAGGUUACAAACGCUUCAGGUUACAGACUCUGAUAACAAACGCUUCAGGUUACAGACUCUGAUAACCUGGAAGUAGUACCUCGGGUUAAGAACUUUGCUUCAGAAUGACAACAGAAAUUGCAUGGCAGCAGCAGGAGGCCUCAUUAGCUAAAGUGGUUAAGUACCUCAGGUUAAGAACAGUUUCAGGUUAAGAACGGACCUCCGGAACGAAUUAAGUUCUUAACCCGAGGUACCACUGUAUAGAUUUAGAACAAUGGUUUGCAGAAGGACAUAGUUCAGAGGCUGCAGAAGGGAGAAGCUGGGAAAUAUUGGAAGAGGAACAGCAGGAAGAAGCACAGAGAGAGCUGACAGACUCAAUGUUCUUGAAAAGCAUCCCUGACCCUCUCCCAGGACCAGGAGUUCAUUGAGAGUAGUAGAACUGAAAGCUCAGGGGCAGAAAGCUCAGUUCACCUGAUGUAGGGAUGAUGUAGAAUAGGAGAGAGGGAGUGGGUAGGACCUUACUCGGAGCAAUGCCAUUAUCUAGGGGAGACUGCAUUCCUUUGUCUCUCUCUCUGUGCAUAGUGAAUAUAUUACUGUAUUUUCCGCUCUAUAAGACACACCCGACCAUAAGACGCACCUAGUUUUUAGUGGAGGAAUACAAGAAAAGCCAGCAAGAGCCGCAUACACGCUUGCUCGGUGCGACUCUUUAAAGAUAGAGCGGCUCUUGCUGGCUUUUCCGAGAGGUGGGAGAAGGAACUGACAGGCUGCCCUCCAUCCCUUUCUCCCACCUCCCUGAAAAGCCAGAGCAAGCUGAGCAGCUAUCUCUGAAGCCAGCACAGCAAGAGGGAGAGCUGCACAGCGGCUCUUGCUCUGCUGGCUUCCCAGCGAAGCAGGAUGAGGGACGGAAGGGGCUCCAUAAGGGCUCCUUUCUGUCCCUCCUACUGCUUCGCUGGGAAGGCAGCACAACGAGAGGCGCUGCACAGUUCUCCCUCUUGCUGUGCUGCCUUCAGCGAUAGCUGUGCAGCCUGCAUUCGCUCCAUAAGACGCACACACAUUUCCCCAUACUUUUUAGGAAGAAAAAAGUGUGUCUUAUGGAGCGAAAAAUACGGUACUUGGUAAGAACUGUUUUUUGGUUUAUCUGCUUCUUGGCUGCCACCGUGGGAGGGAUCAGAUUCCCUGAAGCCUGGCAUUGCCCUACUAAAUGACCCUUGGUGGAUGUGGGGGCUGAGCAUGCACACUGUAACCUGGCAGCAAAAUAUUGAUCCUAUCCCAGCCUAUGGACACUCCAGACCAGCAAAGUUUUUGUGGCUUGGGAUGGUUCACGGUCCCAUGGACGCUGCGGUGGGCCGGAGUGUGUGUGCACACGAACGCUAUUUCCGGUGCUCCUUCUUGCACGGAGGAGGCGUGCGCAGCUUCCCAUUGGCUGCAGGAGCUUCCUGCAGCCAAUGGGAAGCCGGCCAGCAUCGCGGAAGGCGAUCCCCGCUCUGCUCCGUGCCGGUUUAGCACGGUGCACGGGAGCCACCCUAGUGGGCGGCCGGGGUCCAUGGGCCAGUUAUAUGACCCCCAUGAGCCACUUGUGGCCCAUGGGCCUUAGGUUGCUGACCCCCACUCCAGACCCUCACCCCAAGCCUGUAGCUUCAAUGUUUUUACCAGUAUUCCUUCCAAAGUAAACUCCCCCCCCCCACUAGUGUAAAAACUGAGGAGUCAGCAUGGCUGCCCAAAAGUAUCCUGCCAUCGUUCUUCAUGGAUGGUAGCCCUGCACUGCUAAGUUCUAUUAUACUUUAUACGACUGGUGAAAUUAGAGAGUAGACACGUUUCCGUUGGGUACAACUUUCAAUGAGCUGUUGGACAAGAUGACUUCUGUGACAUGCUUAAUCCUCCAGUCUCUUGUAGCUUUUUUUGUUUUGCUUUGCAGAGAACAUGGAUUUGUGCCGGAAUCAGCCUUGACUUUACAUUAGCCUUAUGCCUCAUUCAUUGCGCAAAGCAGGUGGGCUUGAAGGCUUCAGUUUACAGCAGGGGUCAGCAGGGGGCCGGUCUACUGUCCCUCAUACCUUAUGGGGGCCGGAGUAUAUUUUUUUUGGGGGGGUAAACAAAUUCCUAUGCCCCACAAAUAACCCAGAGAUGCAUUUUAAAUAAAAGGACACAUUCUACUCAUGUAAAAACACACUGAUUCCUGGACUGUCCAUGGGCCGGAUUUAGAAGGCGAUUGGGCCGGAUCCAGCCCCCAGGUCUUAGUUUGCCUACCCCUGGUUCACAGCUUCCUUUCCAUUUUUAUCUUUCAACAACGUACUUGUGCUCCAUUUUUUCAGAGUAAACCUAGAGCAUAGCUUUUUAAACAAAGGCCAGUCAUUAUAGGUCCUCUCUUAUUAUUUCACAGUCUAGCCUAAGAUCUUUUUCCGUGUGGAACAAUAAUCCUAGAGCGGAGUUUACGAGGUCAGCUGCAUACUUUAUAAUUGUGAGGAAAUGGAACCAGGAAAAUGAAAAUUCAGAUGCCAGGCUUUGCAUGAUGUUUUGAUCUUCCUUUUGAUAAGAGGCAUCUUUUUCUUUUCUUUUUUGGCCCUAGUGGGAGAGAUUAGAUUUUUCUCAUUUCUUUUUCCUAUUAAAAGACCACAGUGCUAUAGAUAAGAAUUGUAUGAGCAAUAUAAAAGAGGCUUGUUUCCUGCAGGCGGCAGAAGUUUUAACCAAAUAGCAGAGAUUCUGUUCUCACAAGAUCAGGCAUAAAAAUGUAGCGGAAGUGAUAUAGUGAAUAGGCAUUCUGAAGGCGGACCAGUUUAUAUUUUACUGCGACAACGCAAACAAAAAACCACAUUUGCAAUGUGCAUCGCUGACGGUGCAUGCCUUAUCUACUGCUGUGAAAUGCUGCAAAACUCGGUCUUCCAAAGGAAGUUGCAGUUCACUAGCCAAAAUAUAGCACAGCACUCCGCACUUUUUAAUAAUAUUUUAUUCUGAUGUAUCAGACCCAUGUAGAAUUUUAACUCUCUUUGUCAGGGAACUGCCAUCGGACGGAAGGGAGGUGAAAGGGCUCACACAGGUUGGGAGAGACGCAGCAGCUGAAGAGGGAACCAGCAGGGAGGUGAAAGGGCUCACACAGGUUGGGAGAGACGCAGCAGCUGAAGAGGGAACCAGCAGGGAGGUGAAAGGGCUCACACAGGUUGGGAGAGACGCAGCAGCUGAAGAGGGAACCAGCAGGGGAGAGGAGCUGAGCUGGAGGGAUGGCUCAGAGACACUUCCAGCGAAAACAGUGGGGAGGUUUCAGGACCUCCUGUAAGAACACCCACUCCUCGCCGGAAACUGUCACGCAGAGAUUCCAGAAGACGUGUUUCCGUUAAGGAGCUUUUAUGUUGGAAGCGAUGCCGCCUGCAACCACGGUCGGAAUCUGCUAGUGACUAGAGUAGCCAUGUCUGAGGGGCUCCGUCACAGACAGAGGUUUGUGGACUUGAACAAACUCUGAGGGGAUACAAUUUUACGCACAAGCAGCUCAUCAUCCCAUCACACUCUUCUUUCCUCCCAGCUGGACCCAAGAAAGCAACCACUAAACUAUGGUCUAGCGUCAUGUGCAUGAGACUGGGAUGGGCCUCAGAUGCACACAUUCUCUCUCCUUCUCGUUGGACUUUUAUGCAUAGCAAUUCCCUGCUUCCAUUCCUGGUUUGAGGCAUAUCAUGGUUUGCUUUUUCUCCCAACCAGCGAAGUGUGGUUUGUGCUACUGUCAGGGACAGGAUAGGAGGAGGAAUGGUGUAGACUGCCUCUGCCUCCUCAACCUUCCAGAGAAGAGGAAGACAGUAUAGAUUUACAACAGUGGUUUGCGGGAGGUCAAUGCUCAGAGGUAGAUGAGGGGCGACGUUGGGAAAUAAUGGGAGAGGAGGAGGCGGCAGAGCCAGAGGGGCAGCUGGCUAACACGUUAUUACUAGAAAGCAUUCCAGAUCCCUCUUCUCCCAGAACCUGGCAAGCACUGAAAGUAGGAGAGCAAACGGCCUUAAGUGGCCACCAUAAGGUGUGUGAUGCUAUUGACCAGGCAUAGGCCAACUCGGCCCUCCAGAUGUUUUGGGACUACAACUCCCAUCAUCCCUGACCACUGGUCCUGUUAGCUAGGGAUGAUGGGAGUUGUAGUCCCAAAACAUCUGGAGGGCUGAGUUUGCCUAUGCCUGCUGUUGGCGAUUGAGGAGAGAAGGGGGUGGAGAUUACUCGGAGAAAUGCCAUUACUCCAAGAGGCUGCAUUUCUAAGCCUCUCUCUGUGAAUAUUGAAUAAAAGACAUUAGUAAGAGCCUUUCUUGACUAUCUAUUCCUGGCAGCCUACCGUGGAGGGGAUAGGAUUCCCUGACGCCUGAUAGCUACCCCGCAAAACAGAUUUUUAAAACAGACUCAAACCUUCAUUUGAUGUUACAUUUGGCCACGCUAGUAAUAAAAGUGAGUUCAUGUCCUUCCUUAUGUGGAAUUCCUGCACCUGGUCUCAAUUUCCAUUCCUGGCAUCUUCAAGUAGAAAAGACACCCAUCUGAAAUUCUGCUGCCAGUCACCGUACUGAGCUGGAUGAACAAAUGCCAGCUUUUAAACUUUCAAACACAGUAAUAGAUAAGAGUUACCCUAUAUUUUCUGCACAAGAGGAUCACAAAGCCAUUAAGCUGAUGGUGUUAGUCCAGGGGUGGGAACCUGUAGUGGGAUCCCUGGGUAUAGGGCAGUAUAUAACUUCUAAUAUAAUAAUAAUAAUAAUAAUAAUAAUAAUAAUAAUAAUAAUAAUAGUUGUCAGGGAUUAUGGGAGUUGAAGGUCCACAGGUUCUCAUCCCUGUUAAACCAAGGACAGAUUUGUAAGUUGGUUUGUUAGGUGGCAGUUCUCUCCAUGCCCAGAAUUCCACAUCAGAUUUUGUAUUUUUGUCUUUAAUUCAAACUGCCCUUUCGUGUUACAUUUAGCUAAGUUUGCACAUGUGGAAUGACUCCCGUAUUUUCAAAAAUAUAACUGCCGAUCCAUUCAUGAAUGAAGGAGAGAAUAGGUGUUGCAGGCAAAUUUGCUUUUGUCUUAAUUAUAUGUGGGGAAACUAGUGAUUUUCCUGACUUGGAGGAGCUCCAUCAUGACAAAAUUUGAUCAUUCAUUGAUCCGAUAAAUGUCAUUUCUUCUUUUUCUCUUCUGUUAUCUUAGAACUGCUUAAACAUAAUUUGAAGGAGUAAAACACACUGCAUGAAGACGUGACAGAAACGUGUGUUAUCAUAGAGUCCUAUAUGAAAUGGACAGCCCAUUCCUGCACUGCUGCUUCUUGUGAAAAGCACAGUAGAACUUCUAGAAAAUUAAACUCAGUGACAUGGAUCGCAAGACUAGAAAAGGUUUAUUUUUGAGUAUACCCACAGACUUUAAUGUAUAGUAAAGAGUGAAUGGUUUCUGGAUUAUACUCUGGGUGUCAGUAAUACAGUGGUACCACGGGUUAAGUACUUAAUUCGUUCUGGAGGUCUGUUCUUAACCUGAAACUGUUCUUAACCUGAAGCACCACUUUAGCUAAUGGGGCCUCCUGCUGCUGCCGCACCGCCAGAGCACAAUUUCUGUUCUCAUCCUGAAGCAAAGUUCUUAACCCGAUGUACUAUUUCUGGGUUAGCGGAGUCUGUAACCUGAAGCGUAUGUAACCUGAAGCGUAUGUAACCCGAGGUACCACUAUAUAAGGAAUUUGGGCAUGAAUUUCCAGGUCGAUAUUUUUAUUUCCACUGCUCCGGUGCACAUAAAUUUAAAAAUAGAGUCAUGGGUUACUUUAUAAGUUACUACUGUAUUCUUGUAACAAAGAAUCGUGUUACCUCUUACCAGAUCAUAAAGGACUAUAUACAGGCAGCCCCCCAUUUAUGCGAGGGCAGGGGUGACAACUUGCACCCCUCCCCACACAUUGGAGGGGGAAGCAUCGUGUGACGCAACAAGUGAUGUCAUGUGACAUGCCCUGCCCAGUGGGACAUGCCGCAGGGCAUGCGCUGGGGGACAGUACACACAGAGAGCCAGUGUGGUGUAGUGGUUAAGAGCGGUAGACUCAUAAUCUGGUGAACCGGAUUCGCGUCUCCGCUCCUCCACAUGCAGCUGCAGGGUGACCUUGGGCUAGUCACCCUUCUCUGAAGUCUCUAAGCCUCACUCACCUCACAGUGUUUGUUGUGGGGGAGGAAGGGAAAGGAGAAUGUUAGCCGCUUUGAGUCUCCUUCGGGUAGUGAUAGAGCGGGAUAUCAAAUCCAAACUCCUCCCCUUCUUCUUCUUCUUCUUCUUCUUCUUCUUCUUCUUCUUCCCCCUCAUUUGUUCCCACUCGGGUGGGGGGUGAGGCACCCGGAGGGUGGCGGCGGCGGAUGUCGGCCCCCUGAAUAUUGGGGGGGCUGGGCCCCCUGGUUCAAAAUAUUGAGGGGGCUGGAGCCCUUGGUGCCCCCUAUACCCGUGCAAGGGUUAAGUUCUGAGGCACCGCACACAUCAGUAAAACCACGUAUAAUGUAAACCCGUUGAAAAAGCCUGCGAAGACUGUGCCCCCGUUCUGCCCUUUUAGUGGCAUUUCAGUGACAUCUUUAUGACAUUUCUGGGUUGGUGUGUUGCACGUCAACACAGUCGUGCACAUAUUGAACAUGUACUUUAAAAGAAAAUGCAGGGAAUGCUAUAAUCUAGUAUAAUAAAAGUUAACAUGCAAUCUAAAAAUACAUGCAAGCCAUCCUUUGAUGCUCCUACUGAACUUUGCGUCUUGAGCCCUGCAAUAAAUAUCAUUGAUUAGGACUUGUUACUUUCUUCUCUCUCUCUUUUUAACCAGUCACUUGGCAGCUGGGAAGCUGUUGCUGGGGGAUGGGCAGUCAGCUUCAAGCAUGAAAGGAUUAAGAUGAGCUUGCUUGGUAAUUGAAAGCUUUCUGAAGCCUUGUACUGAAAUAUGAAGCUCAUCUGACUGUUUUUCCAUGUAAAGCUUUGAACCGACUUCCGUUCCGUCCUCCCUUUUGUACAUCCCAGCCCUCCACUGUUCAGCGAAGCAGGAGUUUGGUAUCCUGUUACCACAGCAGAAGGCCAGAUGCUCUCCGACACAGUUCACAAAGAGAUCACUGUCAAGGCUAGAAGGGAAAAGGGGUUUUCGGCAUGUAAUCAGCGAGACGAAAUGGCCCAUUGGCUUUAAGGGCAAGAGCUGGCAAUCCACCCUGCUGAAGCCAAACAGGGGACAACUUCAUUACACUCUCCGGAGGUGGUUAAAGGCAGGGCUGAAAGAUUUAUCUUUUUCUUUUAAAAGCUCAUUUCAAAGAGUAAGAAACGAGAGCAGUGAGAGACAUUAGGACAGAAUAAAAAUGAUGAUGUCCAGCUAGAAUAAACAGCUUAGAAAUGCUGAAUGGGCUCCACUCUGUGUGUAAAUAGUAAAAGUAAAGGUACCCCUGACCGUUAGGUCCAGUCACGGAUGACUUGGGUUGCACGCUCAUCUCGCUCUAUAGGCCAAGGGAGCUGGCGUUUGUCCACAGACAGCUUCCGGGUCAUGUGGCCAGCAUAACUAAACCGCUUCUGGCGCACCAGAGCAGCGCACGGAAACGCCAUUUACCUUCCUAUGUUUGGGGUCUGGUAAUUGAAAUAUACUCUGAGUCGAGAGUGGAUUUCAUGCUCUUUAUUCAGCUCAUAGUGGUGAGGAGGAAUGAAAGUCCCCUCAAAGUAUCUGGUUUAUAUACAUUAUUUACACAAUGGGCUGCACGUGAUUGGCUAAUUCCGGAAUUCUCCUGUAGGCCAAUUAGGUUGUAGAUUCACUUGAAUCUGGAACCGGAUUGAGUGGCUCCUGCAGACCAAUCAUACUGCUGCAUUCUGAAUCCUAUUGUUCUAGGACCAAUCAUACUGCUGCAUUUUGGAUCCUAUUCAACUCAGUACAUAACAGUAAUAAUGAUCCCACUACCAACAGGAGAUCUACAUGAGGCCUUGUAGCUAUAUCCUAUAUACCUCAGCUGAGUGGUAACUUAAAAAUGGUUGCUAGCACCCCAAAAACAUUUUUUGGUGCGAUAUACGUAGCUCAGGUGCCGCUGUGGCAUAAAAACUCCUAAUCUGGCUACCUCCCACGCCAUGUGCUCCUGCACCAAUCUUGGGUUUCUAGCUUGCUCAUGCACACACUCUGUUAUGUGUUCUCAUUAUGAACUUCCACUUAGCGUUGUUGCCGCGUACUCUUUUAGAAAAAGCCCGACAGCUUUCAAAGUCCAGAUUAAGAAGUGUAUAUUUAUCCAAUUACUGUAAUUUGACAUUUUUAAAUCUCCCAAAUCCUACUCUUUGUCUUGCAUAUUUCCUGGCAGCUGGUACAAAACAAUGACUUUAGUGUCUUCUUGCCUGUGAUGAAGUAAACCAAUUUACGAUAAAGCCUGCGUAUUGAUUCUAGCACGUGAAUUUCUCUUAACACAAGCUGAAAACAUGCUGUGACCUUUUAAAAUGGCUUCUGUUGCCGAUGGUGGUCAUUGCAUGUCCUUUAUAACCUUCCCCCUUAUAUCUGAUAGGCCGAACAUUUGCUGUUGCAGCCUGCUGGAAGAUUCUGUACAGCCAAAUCUACAAAGUUAUCCAGCUUGUGUGUUCAGCCUGAGCCUACUUUGACCCUUAAACAUUGCUGAUUUUCACUGGUGAAAAUUUAGAUUUUGUAUACGUUCCCCUGGAAAUAAAUUCCACUAAGUGCAUGGAAUCUGCUCCCCAAAUUAUUCUGCAUAGGAUUGACAUGCUAUUCACACUUACUUGGGGAGUGCCUUUGAUUGAACAUGGUAGUGUAACAUCUCAGCAUUUUAGGAUCGAGGUGUGUACAUCUGUAAUCCUACGCAAAUAUAGCUAGGCCAAAGUCUUAUUAAAGUCAGUAACACUUAUUUCUGAAUCAACAUGGUUAGGAUAGGACUGAUAAACCCAAAUAUUCAAGCUCUAGCUGUGGAUCCAUUCCUAUUUAAAUAGCUGAUGAAUUUAAAAUUCCCCAGGGAUUUAAAUGACUGAGUGUUGGAAAUUGCACUUAGAUCUUCAGGCUAGCUAGAAUAUGUGCAGAGUCUUAUGAGAUGUGUUCACUAUAUGCUAAUUGCUCAUCUAGAGAAGGUCAAGAGUUCCCAUUUAAUCCACCUAAGGCAAAUGAUUGCUUGACAUUUGCUUCUGUUCUGAAAAGUGCCUGUACAAAAAUGGCACACUUUCCUUUAAGGAGUGCUCAGUGUUCAUUCUCGUUAGCUGUGUAAAAUUAAAACUCUUUAAUCUUAGGGUUGUGGGUUUGUGCCCCACACUGGGCAAAAGAUUCCUGCAUUGCAGGAAGUUGGACUAGAUCAGGGUUCCCCAACCUUGGGUCUCCAGCUGUUUUUGGACUACAACUCCCAUCAUCCCUAGCUAGCAGGACCAGCGGUCAGGGAUUAUGGGAAUUGUAGUCCAAAAACAGCUGGAGACCCAAGACUGGACUAGAUGAUCCUGAUGGUCCCUUCCAGCUUUACAAUUCUAUGGUUCUAUGAACUAUUUAUUUCUUUUGUACAAAACAAGAGAGGCUCAAGACUAUAUAUUGAUAUAUGUGAGUAUAAAUUAAGAUCUGGUAGCAUACAGUGAGGGAGGGGGGAGUAUUUGAUCCCCUGCUAAAUUUGCCUGUUUGCCCUCUGAUGAAGAAAUGACCAGUCCAUAAUUUUAGUGGUAGGUUUAUUGUAGCUGUGAGAGACAGAAUAACAACAGGAAAAACCCCAGAAACCCAGAAGACAAAAGUCAGAGAUUGUUGUGCAUUAUAAUGAGUGAAAUAAGUAUUUGAUCCCUUUGCAAAAGAUGUCUUAGUACUUGGUGGCAAAACCCUUGUUGGCAAUUACAGAGGUCAGACGUUUCUUGUAGGUGGCCACCAGGUUUGCACACAUCUCAGGAGGUAUUUUGUCCCACUCCUCUUUGCAGAUCCUCUCCAAGUCACUGCCAUUUCAGAAUCGGGAUGAUUAGAAAGAUGUACGAAGCCAUUCAUUUUUCCGAUCCUGAUGUUUUUGUCAUUGAAAACAGGUGACAUCCCAGACAGUUGGAUAGCUGGAUUGAUGGGUAAAGGUAAAAGGUGAAGGACCCCUGGACGGUUAAGUCCAGUCAAAGGUGACUAUGGGGUUGCAGCGCUCAUCUCGCUUUCAGGCCGAGGGAGCUGGCGUUUGUCCACAGGCAGCUUUCCGGGUCAUGUGGCCAGCAGGACUAAACCGCUUCUGGCGCAACGGAACACCGUGAUGGAAACCAGAGCGCAUGGAAACACUGUUUACCUUCCCACUACAGCGGUACCCAUUUAUCUACUUGCACUGGUGUGCUUUCAAACUGCUAGGUGGGCAGGAGCUAGGACAGAGCAACGGGAGCUCACUCCGUCGCGUAGAUUCGAACUGCUGACCUUCCAAUUGGCAAGCCCAAGAGGCUCAGUGGUUUAGAUCACAGCGCCACCCACAUCCCUAGGAUUGAUGAGUAAACAUUACUGCCAGUUUAUUAAGGGGAUGGGAGAAUUAUCCCAAUCCUUGUCUACCUCAAGUGUUUCAGACUGUGGCAGGCUCGUGCAACUUUCAGAUGAAUCUUCCCAUUUAAACUGCGUACUUACAGAAAUGACAAACCUAGACAGCAUCUUAAAAAGCAGAGACAUCACCUUGCCAACAAAGGUCCGUAUAGUUAAAGCUAUGGUUUUCCCAGUAGUGAUGUAUGGAAGUGAGAGCUGGACCAUAAAGAAGGCUGAUCACCGAAGAAUUGAUGCUUUUGAAUUAUGGUGCUGGAGGAGACUCUUGAGAGUCCCAUGGACUGCAAGAAGAUCAAACCUAUCCAUUCUGAAGGAAAUCAGCCCUGAGUGCUCACUGGAAGGACAGAUUGUGAAGCUGAGGCUCCAAUACUUUGGCCACCUCAUGAGAAGAGAAAACUCCCUGGAAAAGACCCUGAUGUUGGGAAAGGUUGAGGGCACAAGGAGAAGGGGACAACAGAGGAUGAGAUGGUUGGGCAGUGUUCUGGAAGCUAGCAGCAUGAGUUUGACCAAACUGUGGGAGGCAGUGGAAGACAGGGGUGCCUGGCGUGCUCUGGUCCAUGGGGUCACGAAGAGUCGGACACGACUAAACAACUAAACAACAACAACAGCUUACAGAAAUGCAUUUCUGCAGAGCUUUGUGGAGAAAGAAAAAACAACCCCAUAGUAUGUGAUAUUUUAGGGUCACCGGAGCAUGGAUAAUAAUUCUGCUGUUUGCCUCUGUUGUUAAUAGCCAUCCACUUAACAGAUCUCUCCCCACUGACAUUUUCUAUAGCUUUAAUUUGUUUCUGUGCAUGGUCACCUCCGCAUUUCACCCCAGACAGGAGUCUUUCACAGCUUGCUAGCACCUACCAUAUGUCUGUAUCAAAAAGCCCAUUCAGCACUUUAUCGAGAUCAUUGUGCAGCCUUUGCCUCCAUGAAUGGAUCUGCUGGCUUGACUUUUUCCUCUGUAGAGUAGGUUGACAGUGCACUUUUCUGAAACACAGCCUGGAAACUACAUUUAGAACAGAAACAUGUCUAGGAGAAAUUAGUGCAUGCUAUAUUAGGAUGUAUGCAUAUGCCAUUUUCAGUAACUGCUGAUGCUUAAUAUCAUACAUCUUAAUUUAUACCAGAGGGUAAAAUAACAUGUAAUGUAUUCAGUUGUGUUCUGUGUAUAGUGAAGUUUUUCCAGUAAUAUAUUUGUGUGGGGGUAGUGUGCUUCUAUUUAUUUAUUUUAGUCAUAUCCAGUCUUGCAAUAGUGCUAGUCUUGGGCACCUGAACGUAGCCAGAUGCCAUUGUGACACUAAUGUGAGGUCCAAAUUUAGAUGCUACCUUAAUCCCACACUUUGGCUUCCUGUCUCAUUUUCUUGUUUCAGGAAAAAAGAAUUUGAAGGGCAGGGAAUCCCGUUUCGCCAUCCCUGUGUUCAUGCAUACAGUGGUACCUUAGUUGUCGAACUUAAUCCGUUUUGAGAGUCCAUUCGACUCCCGGAACCAUUCAUAAACCAAGAUGCGGCUUCCAAUUGGCUGCAGGAGCUUCUGGCAAUCAAUUGGAAGCCACGGAAGCCGUGUCGGAUGUUUGGCUUCCAAAAAAAUGUUUGCAAACCAGAUCACUUACAAUACUUCCAGGUUUGCGGGGUUUGGGAGCUGAUUUGUUCGUGAACCAAGCUGUUCAACAACCAAGGUGCCACUGUAGAAGGAUAGCUUGACCAAAUGCAGUUUAAAAAGUAAAGGGACCCCUGACCAUUAGGUCCAGUCGCGGACGACUCUGGGGUUGCGGUGCUCAUCUCGCUUUAUUGGCCAAGGGAGCCAGCAUACAGCUUCCGGGUCAUGUGGCCAGCAUGACUAAGCCGCUUCUGGCGAACCAGAGCAGCGCACGGAAACGCCGUUUACCUUCCCGCCAGAGCAGUACCUAUUUAUCUACUUGCACUUUGACGUGCUUUCGAACUGCUAGGUUGGCAGGAGCAGGGACCAAGCAACGGGAGCUCACCCCGUCGCAGGGAUUUGAACCGCCGACCUUCUGAACGGCAAGUCCCAGGCUCUGUGGUUUAACCCACAGCGCCACCUGCGCCCCAAAUGCAGUUUAAGGAAUCUAAUUUGAGUAAAGUGGAAUUGGAAACUAGGGGUCAAAGAAAACAAACUCAAUUCAGUGAGGUUGUGCAUAGAGAAGUUCCCAGUAGAUUGAGCUCAGGUUCUACACCUGCAGUUCCCACCACAAUCAAUGAAAAGUCCAGGUGCUCAUUCUCUAACGCUGCAGGUCACCUUUUAAGCAAACAACUUUCCCUCCAACUCUUUGGCAGUCGGCUUUGAAAGAAGCACUUUCAAGUUCCUCUUGGUUGUCUUACAGUUUCUCAUUACAAGGAUUCAUGGAAAUUGAACAAGGUGUAGGUUGCAAUCAAUCAUGUCUAGAAGCAGCCCAAUUGUAAUCGGGGAUUGCAACAGCACCUUCAUCCAGCUGCUAUCCUCAGCGGUAUUUUCUAAGGAAAUGAGAUAAAUCCUAACAACAGAACCCUUCAACUUUGCAUAAAAUGCCCAAGAACUGCGCAAGAGUUCUGUCUGAAUGUAAUUUAACACGCCGCUUUGUGUGUUUUUUUUCUAAAAUGUCAUCUUCCCAACUGCCUUGCCAAAAUGUUUGACUAACCUUGAGGUGACAGCAAUAAGUGAUAUGCAAGGAAAUUUGAACAUUUAGUCCCCACCUUCAAGCAAAAUUUGGCAUUUGCAAAGACCUUCUGUUCCAGAAUUUUCUUUAAAAAUGCCAUUGAAUUAAUCCUCCAAAAGUAUACCCCAUGGUUAAUACAUGCUAAUCAUUCCUUCGUAACUUCAGCCUCUGGUGAUAAACAUGAAAUGUCAUACCUUGGUUCAAAAAUGCCUUGUGACUUGAACGUUUUGGCUCCCAAACGCCACAAACCCGGAAGUAUGUGUUCCAGUUUGUGAACUUUUUUUGGAAACCGAAUGUCUGACGUGGCUUCCGUGGCUUCCAAUUGUAUGCAGGAAGCUCCUGCAGCCAAUUGGAAACUGUGCCUUGGUUUUUGAACGUUUUCGGAAGUUGAAUGGACUUCCAGAAUGGAUUCUGUUCGAGAACCAAGGUACGACUGUAUGUACAAAUGAGCUGUUGCACAUCUUGCAGCCCUGAGAGUAUUCACACCUCCUGUUGUCCCUACAAAAUACAUUGUUUCACUGCAGUCGUUGCACACAUUCAGUUGUAUGAUCUGUAGAGCAGGAGUAGAGAACUUUUCAAGCCUGGUGGAACUGGUUUUUCUCUCACUCACCCUUCAUGGGCUAUGUUAGACAGGUGGGUGGACCUGUCCAUCUCCUGAUGUCACAAUGAUGUCAGGAAGCCUUUUUUUGCCCACAGGGAUCUUCAGAAGCCACUUUGAAGAUCUGAAGUCCAGUUAGAAGCAACUUGAGAGGACCUUCUGAAGACGUGGUUGGAUCACAAGAAGCCCAUCCCAUAUCUUUGAAAGGAGCUUUCCUGGUGCCAUCAAUGUCAUAUAUGAUGUCAGGUGUUGAGCAGGUGGCUGUGACAUGGACAAAAUGGCCUCGUGGGUCAACUGAAGGUGCCUGGCAAGCCUAGCUAGACUUGUGCGUUGGGGUUUCCCCAUUCCUCCUGUACAGUAACAAUCGAUAGGCAAGCUGGUGUGAAGGCAUGUUGAGAUAGUCACUCCUGUUUACAGGAUCUGACUGGGUCAAGAGUGGUAAAGAGCUGGAACAAGAUCGCAGAAGGGAAUUUUGGAUAUCUGCCCGGCACUAAUGGCGGAAGGCUAGAUCUCCCUUUGUCUUGGAUGUGACGCACUGAGAAUUGCCUUUCUGCGCAGAAAGCGAAAGUGGAUGAGCGUCGAUGAGAACUUUGGAUUACAACAGGAAAAUAAAUAAGGAGAAAAUUAAAAUAUUUCGCACAGAACUACAAAGGCCUAACCCACUUGCUAAACGAAUUCAGAGGCUGUUAUAAAUAAAUGAAGGAUCAGCAUUGGAAAUGUUUUAUUGGGACUGUUUGGACUAAUUAAGGAAUGCAGUACAAUAUUAGAUCAAUAUUAGAUCAUCACUCCCUGAACUUCAGAGCAUGGGAAGUCACCAAAAGAUAUAUAAUUUGGCAUGAAUAUUUGGCUUUUUUGAUUGUAUUAUAAUUUUGAAUGUUUUGAUGUGGUUUCUACUGGAUUGCUAAAAUGGAAAAGUUAAUUUAAAAAAAGUUUUUUAAAAAGAGAGGUAAAGAGCAAACACACCAGGUCCGAGUACAAUGUUUAUGAGGAACUACACAUGUGAAAUGGAUUUUAUGUUUAUGAGAAGUAACAGGCACUGUAUGUAAGGAGAGAAUAAAGGUCAGCUGUGAUAAUGGACUAACUUCAAGUGAAGGAUGAAGUGGAUAUUAAAGAAGAGAUGAAGUGGAAGCGGGAAACCUGAUUUUUAAAAAAAGAAAUUGUAUUAAAGUAAUUUGGUCUGAUCUGUAAUAAUUUGGAAAACCAAUAAAACAAUAUUAUAAAAGAGAGAGGUAAAGAGCGUGCCUAAAAAUGCAACGGGCCUAGUGGCGAAUUCAGACUCAAGGAGUUGAGAUCUCAAGAUGUUGCCACAGGUGAGGCUUCCUAUGUCAGCAUUUCCUUCAGCUGGCCAGCGGUGAAUGUAAAAAACCUUUAUUCCCAAUCGCGUAUAUGCAGUUUAUCUUUGGCAUUUGCAUCCUAGGUAAAGGUAAAGGGACCCCUGACCAUUAGGUCCAGUAGUGGCCGACUCUGGGGUUGCAGCGCUCAUCUCGCUUUAUUGGCUGAGGGAGCCAGCGUUUGUCGGCAGACAGCUUCCGGGUCAUGUGGCCAGCAUGACUAAGCCACUUCUGGCGAACCAGAGCAGCACACGGAAACGCCGUUUACCUUCCCGCCGGAGCGGUACCUAUUUAUCUACUUGCACUUUGACAUGCUUUCGAACUGCUAGGUUGGCAGGAGCUGGGACCGAGCAACAGGAGCUCACCCCGUCGCGGGGAUUCGAACCGCCGACCUUCUGAUCAGCAAGUCCUAGGCUCUGUAGUUUAACCCACAGAGCCACCCACUAUCUUGUAGUAAAAAAAAUAAAUAUCCACACGUAGUGCACGGCAGGCACGAAAGAGAUUCUGCUGUGUGUGAAAAAUCAUCUCUGUGGUGCUGAAGCAUGGAGGCUGCAUUCAGACCAGGAGAGCUUGGCAGAUAUUUGUGUCUCUGGCAGGGAAUGUGGCUACUGGUUGAUGGAUUGAACAUUUCAUGGAAGAGCUUCACUAUUUAUCUGAGCCGAAGUCUCACUUUGUUUCCACAAUGGCAGUUGUUGUACCUCUCAUCCUUCAUGAGUAGAGCCAUUUUCUUUCCAGAUUGUGUCCUGCCGGUUAACUUUUUGCCAUUGCAUUCGAAAAGGCGCCGUAUCAAUUUCUCCUGUGUUGUUGGCAUCCUCCUAAUCCAUUUUAUGCUGAUAUUAAAUCUAGGCAGUUCAAAGAGGUGCUAUGGUGGUGGUUCUGGAAAUGCAAGCUUUUCAGCUUGCCAGAUAGAACGACGCCCCCUCCCUCUGUUCACUGUUCGGGGGGGCGGUUCCCCGGUUCCCCCCUAAAGUAUGGUUACCAGAUUUUUUUUAAUGAAUCUGGGGACACUUUUUUAUUUUUAUUUUGCAGUUGAGUAGCAACAGGGGGUCAGUAGUGGGGAUGUUGAGGCAAAAGACCCUGGGCCCAAGCACACAUGCAUAUUUUAUAAAGGUUCAAAGCCCUUCUUUCGCACCCUGUGAAACAUUAAUGUGCAGAGUUUUUUAAAAACUGGGCAACGGCGCACCACCCGCAACUCCCGAGCCUCCCCCGAUCAGUCAAAACAAAGGGGGAAGGGGAUAGGAGAUCUGUACUGCCAGAUGUCCCUGGUUCCCCUUCGGCAGUGGCGGCGGCAGCGGCAGUCAGCAGCCCGGAGUCAGCCUGGUAGCACAGUUGGCUCUGGCUGGCUUCAGGAGCUGCUUACUGCUUGCUACAGUGUCGUCCACCAUUUUUCCUUGCCAGAAGUCCCCAUAUGAUGUGUUACGCACAAGACACAUCAUAUGGGGACUUCCAGAGAGGAAAAAUGGCGGGCCCAACAGCAGCGAGCAGCUCCUAAAGCCAGCCAGAGCCAACUGUGCUACCAGGCUGACUCCGGGCUGCUGAGGCUGUUGCUGCCAUGUUUCCCGGGGACAGAUUUGCAAAUCCAGGGACUGUCCCCGGGAACCAGGGACAUCUGGGAACCCUACCCUAAAGUCUAUUUUAUAGCAAUGGGGGAAGGCCCAUUGCUCUAAAGGAAGUUCUUGUGCAGGCUUCCAGUGAUGGGACUAGUCAGUAGAAUCCCACCUAUACCUUCUUCAAAAAUCUACUUUAGGGUAUUCUUCCAUGUACUUCUCAUCCCCUGCUUUUGGUAAAUACCAUCCGACUUGUAGUGGGAUGGAUGCAAUACACAGAUGUCAUAAUUCAAAUUCAUAAUGUAUUAAUAAUAAAAAUCCUGGAAAAUUUAAGAAAUAGAUACAGGAGAAGUCAGAAGAACUGUUGCUCGAUAGCAGAGGGCAAAGUGUUAUGAAGUGUAUGAUUGAUUUGGGGUCUUUAGAUUUCAUGCUUAUCCCAACCUGUUAGUUACAGCACAAAUCUGACUAAGGUAAAGGUGAAGGUACCGCUGACCAUUAGGUACAGUCACAGACGACUCUGGGGUUGCGCACUCAUCUCACUCUAUAGGCCGAGGGAGCUGGCGUUUGUCCGCAGACAGCUUCCGGAUCAUGUGGCCAGCAUGACUAAGCCACUUCUGGCGAACCAGAGCAGCACACGGAAACGCCAUUUACCUUCCCACCAGAGUGGUACUUAUUUAUUUACUUGUACUGUGACAUGCUUUUAAACUGCUAGGUGGGCAGGAGCAGGGACCAAGCAACGGGAGCUCACCCCGUCACGGGGAUUCGAACCGCCGACCUUCUGAUCGGCAAGUCCUAGGCUCUGUGCUUUAGGCCACAGCGCCACCUGCAUCCCUACAAAUCUGACUAGUUCAGUUUAAACUGCAUUUAAGGGAGGGGGGUGUUUGACUUGUAUGAGUUGCAUUCCUUGUUCACUGGUAUGUUAAGUGUUAUGCUGAGGCGGAAAAGGCCAACUAGAUGUUUAGCAAAUGUAAGUGGAAUUAUAGGGAUAUGAAAUUUCUUUAUCUCUACCUGUUUUAUUAGAGCUUCAGGAUGGACGUGAUGCCUAAAGGAAAUGAUUAUCCUAGAUUGUGAAGAAUUUUCUGUAUGGAUUUUUAUUUUAUUUAUUCUAUUUUGGAAAAGUUUUACAUCAUAGUCUUUGCUGAUGCCAGCUCAAUGGGCACAGAAAAACAUCUCGCAAUCUCAACCCCAAGUGACUUCCCUAAGAAAUGUUCAGAUUAUUUUUUAAAGUGCUGCACCUUCCUAGCCUGAAACAGAAAUAUUGAAAAACAAAAUAGAAUGUUUGUGAAAUGGCAUUUCUAGCCUUCUGGAAGGGAAUGGCCUUGUUAGCAUCGCCAGAAAUCACUGUUGCGAUCUCUUAUAGGAUUAAAAUAAGAAGACAUGCAAUUUAGACAGGUCACAGAACCCAUUAUUCUCACAAAGGAAAUACAACCUUGAGGAAAGACGUCUGAGUUGUGUGUGUGUUAAAUAGAUUACAGACUCAUAGGCCAAUUGCAACAGGUUCAGAGGAAGGAAACGAAGAUUGCCAGCAGUGUGGAGAAUAAGUCCUAUGAGAAAAGAUUGGAAGAACUGGGUAUGUUUAGCCUAGAGAAGAGGAAUCUGAGGUGGUGGUAGCAAUGGGAAACAUAAGGGCAUCUCCAAAUAGCUGAAUGCCACGAAAAGGGGAGGAAGACUUGUUUACUGCUGCCCUAAAAGAGAGGGCAAGAUGUUAAGGGUUUAAGUUACAGGAUGGUAGAAUCAGCUGAACAUCAGGAGAAAUUCCUCUUACAAUUAAGAACGAUUCAACAGCCAAUUUCUGGGAAUGUUCUAGGUCUGCUUUCCUGCAUCUAGGCCUGGUUUCCUGGUUCUGUUAUUACAAUUGUGCGGCUAUCGUGCUUUAAAACAUUGAAGCCAAAGAAUCUAAGACUCGUGGGAUCUACAUGUGCCACGACCUUAUUUUUUCACUGAAGAAUGUAGCAAAUAAAGCUACAAAUAAGUCUCACACACUUUCAUUUUUCAGCUUGUAUGAAUGUUAGAAUUCCUGCUCCAUGAUUGCAGUCAUAGGAUUGUUGUCUAUCACAUGACGGUAUAUGUUUUGACUCCACAGAGGGGGAAGUGACGGAAACAGGAUGUUUGUGUUACUGUGUUCCGUGAAGUGGGACUGUUGUCCUUUGUUCUUCUUCUCUUUGCUGUCUGAUGCUAGAAAGAGAGGGAGCCAUAUUGCAGUGCUCCAUGUGUGUUUAUAUGUAAAUAAAGUAGAUUAGCCAAAAUGCUGAGUUGCUGAGGUCUGUUAAACAUGAUGCGCAAACUCUGCAGAUCCCUAAGUGUGCCGGUGUCAGUUGGCAUCGGUCGCUGUGAUGUUCGGGCUGAAGAAAGCUUUUGAAGCUCCCGAAUGAUUGACCAGGAGGGAGAGAGCAUGCCAGUCAGGCAUGUGUCUCUGCCAGAGUCCUACUCGAGUGUAGGCUGAACUCCUGACAGUCCACACUGAAUAUUUUACCAUUUGAAGCCGUUCAUGUGCUCCCCUCAUGUUUGGUCUGGAGGGUCCCCCAACUUUCUGGAAUGGAUUUAGGGAGAGUUGCACAUGGAAUUGCCACAAAUCCGCCCUAUUUCGCUGGUGGAACCUUACUGUCUCCUGAGUGACACUGUGGGCAACAGCCCAGUGAUAAGAGAAAAGGUUGCUUCUAGGUGACCUGUUUGUUGAGCAUUCAUAGAACCAUAGAACUGUAGAGCUGGAAGGGUCCCCGAGGGUCAUCUAGUCCAACCCCCUGCAAUGCAGGAAUCUCAACUAGAUCAUACAGGGCAGGUAAAGGUAAAGGACCAUUAGGUCCAGUCAUGACCGACUCUGGGGUUGCGGCGCUCAUCUCGCUUUAUUGGCCGAGGGAGCCGGCGUACAGCUUCUGGGUCCUGUGGCCAGCAUGACUAAGCCGCUUCUGGCGAACCAGAGCAGCACACGGAAACGCCGUUUACCUUCCCGCCGCCAGAGCGGUACCUAUUUAUCUACUUGCACUUUGACGUGCUUUUGAACUGCUAGGUUGGCAGGAGCAGGGACUGAGCAACGGGAGCUCACCCCGUCACGGGGAUUCGAACCACCAACCUUCUGAUCAGCAAGCGCUAGGCUCGGUGGUUUAGCCCACAGCGCCACCCACAUCCCUUUACAGGGCAGGUAGCCACCCAAAAACCUCCAAGGAAGAAGAGCUCACCAUUUCCAAGGGAGUCCAUUCCACAGUUGAGCUCUUACCAUCAGAAAGUAUUAUUCUGUUUUUAUAUGUGCUGGAAGUCACCCAGAGUGGCUGCCAGAUGGGUGGGUAAUAAUAAUAAUAAUAAUAAUAAUAAUAAUAAUAAUAAUAAUAAUAUUUUAUUUGUAUCCCUCCCUCCCUGGCCGAGGCCGGGCUCAGAGUGGCUAACAUCAUAAAAACAACACAAUAAGCAUAAAAACAGAUAUCAGUUAAUUAAAAUACAUCUUAAAAUUAAUUCAGACAAGUUAAACUCUGGGCAGGUGGCAAGUAUCAGGGUGGAAUUGAGAGUGGUUAAUACUUGCCAGGACCAACUGUUUCCACUGAUCAUACAAGGACCUGUGAGUGGGUUGGAGGCCUCCUUCAGGCUUGUUCUAUACAAAGGAAAGUGAGUCAAAAUGCAUCCUUCCCAAAGGCCUGGUGGAACAGCUCCGUCUUGCAGGCCCUGCAGAAAGAUGUCAAAUCCUGCAGGGCCCUGGUCUCUUGUGGGGGAGGGUUCCACCAGGCCGGGGCCACGGCCAAAAAGGCCCUGGCUCUGGUCGACGCCAGUCUAAUUUCUAAUAAUAAUAAAAGGUCUUCCUGAUGUUUAGUCAAAAUCGUUUUGUUAGUUUUGCUCUCGUUCUCAUUCACCCUGAUUUGUUUGCAGAAGGUGUGUUGGGAGGUUAGACAAUGUUCACUGUUUACUGAGCAUUGCUAUUACACACUUGUCUAUUUCCCCAGUAGUUGUUCUUGUUGUUAUGGAAGGGAGUUUAUUGCACAAGGACAUCAAAUCGGCUUGAAUUGCAUGGGAUGUGAUUGAAUCCCACCCACAAAAUAACCACAGCCUGAAAAUGACUUGAAAUUAUUUUGGAUCUACUAAAAGAUGCAUUUAUCAGGGUGGUUUUUAUCAAUAUUUUUUACAAUUAUUAACACUUGAGAAUUUUGCAUUCUUCUCAUUUUUUUAACAGGAGUUAAAUUUUGCUGCCAUCUAGGUUUCAAAAGUAAUUGAACUGUCGGAUAAAAAAUAAUUAGAACAAGUCAAAGGCUACAGAUAUGAGACCUGAUAUUUCUUUGCUACAUUUACCUUUCUGGUUUAUUACUCAGUUCAUGAUUCGUAGCAUACAAUGUAACUUGGGGUGGUGGGGGAAUAUUAUUAAGCCUGUUUUAGAGGGGGAAAUGUAGCCAUUAGAGCUAUGUUUUUGUAUGCUUCUUGCUACAAUUGUAGGAACUGAGACAUUUGUUUUCUCUGCUCUUGUUUUCCAAAUCUUCCUUCCUAUUUUGUGCGGACUUGGUGACAUUUCAGCUCUUCCCAUCUUCUUUUCCUCUGCCCUUUUCCCUCCUCCUCUCGACGGUUGAGAUUUAUUACUGGCUUCAUAUUACUUUUAGUAUCUCAGUAACACAGGAGAAGUUUCUUAGGUUAGAAAACUCAGUUGCAGCCUUACCCUCUCUUAGUUCAUUGUGAAAAGUGCUUUGAGAUACUGCAAAUUAGGACUUUGGAAAGGACAAGAGUCAACUUAGUCAAAUCCUUUGCUCUAAGGCAGGAAGAGACCCCAGCCACAACUCCAAAUAUCAAGCAGAGUGGUCACUUUGGAACAUGAUUUGUUGCUAGAAAAAUCUCUAAGCAGGAAAAAAUACAAGUCAUGAGCCAUAUAGAUUUUUUUAUUUUUUAAAAAAGGUAAAGGGAACCCUGACUAUUAGGUCCGGUCGUAGCCAACUCUGGGGUUGUGGCACUCAUCUCACUUUAUUGGCCGAGGGAGCCGGCGUACAGCUUCCAGGUCAUGUGGCCAGCAUGACUAAGCCACUUCUGGCGAAGCAGAGCAGUGCAUGGAAACGCCGUUUACCUUCCCACCAGAGCGGUACCUAUUUAUCUACUUGCACUUUGAAGUGCUUUCGAACUGCUAGGUUGGCAGGAGCUGGGACCGAGCAACAGGAGCUCACUCCAUUGCGGGGAUUCGAACCGCCGACCUUCUGAUCGGCAAGAUUUGAGUGUGGAAUACUUUUGUACCUCUAGUAUAAUGAUCAGUGAAAAACAGUGUGGUCAAAACCCUUCUCAUAAGUAGUAGUAAUAGCUCCACUGGGUGACCUUGAGUUUGUCACUUUCUCUCAGCCUAACCUACCCCACAAGGUGGCUGCAAUGAUAAAAUUGAAGGGAGGAUAUCUGUGUGCGUUGCCUUGAAAGGCAAGAUGCACAUAUAAUUAACUGAAUAGCAACAAUCGUGCGAUCUAUAAGCAGGGAUAGUGAUCUGUACAGUUAUUUCUCUAGGGGCUGGGAUCUACGGUAAGUGAAUAAGGAUACUAUAGAUGUUUUAAGAGUUAAGGAUUUUAAGUGCAUUGGCUCUGCUAGUUUGAGAAAAGAGAGACAUAGCAGUUCAGCAGCACAACUUAUUUAUUCAUUAGCUUUAUUGGCUAACCUUUACCAUAACGUCCCAGGGUGGGGUACAUUUUUUUUUUUAAUACAAUUAUGAAACAAACAAAACAGUUACAACCAUAAAACAGGAAAAGUACAAAAACUUUGUGUGUUUGUGUGUGUGUGUGUGUGUGUGUGUGUGUGUAAACAGUUAAAAUACAGUGGUACCUCGGGUUACAUACACUUCAGGUUACAUACGCUUCAGGUUACAGACUCCGCUAACCCAGAAAUAGUGCUUCAGGUUAAGAACUUUGCUUCAGGAUGAGAACAGAAAUUGUGCAGUGGCGGCGCAGCAGCAGCAGGAGGCCCCAUUAGCUAAAGUGGUGCUUCAGGUUAAGAACAGUUUCAGGUUAAGAACGGAGCUCCGGAACGAAUUAAGUACUUAACCUGAGGUACCACUGUAGUUCCAAUAUAUGUGCAGGCUAGGAUAAAUAUCUCCACCGAAAAGCGUUGUUGAAAGGCAAAGCUCCAAAAAGACAACAUGGAUGGUACCUGUCUAAUGUAACAGAAGGAAAUUCCAAAAAAUAGGUGUCACCACACUGAAGGCCAGAUUCCCACAUUGCAUGCAUCUCCUGGUUAAGAUGUUAUCCGCAGGAGGCAAUUUUGAUGUUUGGUGGGAUAUAUAAGGGGGGAAACGAUCUUUUAGGUUUCCUGGUCCCAAACUGUAAUACAUGGACUACUCUUGCAUUGUAAUCCGAAACUGUUUAGCAUUGCAUUUUAGCGAUUCCCUCUUUAAAAAAGUAAGUAAGUAAGUAACAGGUUUCAUGGCACCUCUAACAGCCAGUGGUUUUCUCUCUCCCAGACUCUGCCUAGAGGUUUGGCAAAUUAUAAAAAAGAGUGAUCUUUUCAGCCUGUUCCUAUGCCCAUGCCCAUCCAUUCACAAAUAUGUAAAUAAAUAACAAGGCAGGUUAUUGAUGCUGUUUCAACAAGAGAGCCAUUACUAGUCUUCAUUAAAUUAGUUUUACCUUCAGUUUACAAAACACACCUGUAAAAGCCAGCACUCCCCAGAUAAGCUGUGAAAUGUCCAGAUUUGGGAAAGGGUGAUAAUAAGUGCUUUUCUGUCCUAUAUACUUGGUCUGUAUAAGUUUUUUUUCUAAGAGCCUUUUCAGCAGCUACCUCAUAUCUUUGAAACUCCCUCCCUCAAGAGGUUUGUUUGGCUCCCUCCCUAUCUUCUUUUAAAUAAGCAUUAAAUACUUUUUUUUCUCUCUUUGAGAGAAAGAGGGUGGGGUGGGUUUUAAACUGAUACUGCUUUUAAAAUGCUUUUAAAUUACAGUACAUUUGACUUAGUUUCCUGGUCUGAGUUAUUUUGUGAUGCUGUUUUAACAUUUUAUAUACUGGUCUUAUAUUGUCUAUCUUUUUCCAUUUGAUUGUAAGCCACCUUGGAGCAGGGUGUGUGGGGUGUGGACUUUGUUUUGCAACAUGGCACAGAAAUUCUUAAAUAAUUUUUACAGCACUGAGUGAAUUAUCAGCUUUUUGCAAGUAUCGAACCCCAGAAAUGAAAAAAAAAAGUCAAUGAAAACAGCAAAUAAACCCAACUUACCCUAUUUCAGAUGACACACCUUCACUUUACCUCUUUUUAAUAGUGGUUUUUAACAGCAUUUUCUUUUUCUUUUUUGUUUGUUUGUUUGUUUUGACAAAGUAAUAAUCAUAAAUAAAUAAGAAUAAACAUGUGCACCCCACCACUGAAACCAUUCCAUUGUAACUAUCCAACCUCCCAAAAUUUCAACAACUCUUGUGAUGGCUUGACACCUUUCCGUUUUAACAGUACAAAUUCUACAAACAUCCUCCACAUCUCUUCAAAAUCAUUUCUCCAGCAUAUUCCCCGUCUUUCCAUAAUGGCACAUGUUAAUUUUUUGUUAAUAGCUAUAUCCCACACCUCUUCAUACCAUUCUUCCAUUUUAUAUUCCACUUCCCAGCUAUAAUAAUUCAUGCAGCUGUCAAUAAAUUUGUGAUCAAGUCCUCCAUAGCCUGUGAACCUUACCUCCCUCCCUCUUUCUUCCUUCCUUCCUUCCUUCCUUCCUUCCUUCCUUCCUUUCUUUGCGAUCAUCUGGCUUGUGUUUUGGGUUGUUUGAACCAUCCGUUUUACAAACCGAGCAGAGAACUAACUAAAAAGACAGUGGAAUGUUGUGAGUUGUGUUAAGGGAAGGGAGCCAAGUUAUCCCGAUGAAAGCAUUGAUUUUGCUGAGACUUAUUCUGUGCUAAUUCUUUCUACAGUGGCUAAGAAAUCCCGGCCCCCAGCACGAGAAACGAACUUUGUUUGGGGACAUGGUGUGCUUCUUGUUUAUUACUCCGUUGGCUACCAUCUCUGGCUGGCUGUGUCUUCGGGGAGCAGUGGACCACCUGCACUUUAGUAGUAGGCUAGAAGCUGUUGGCCUCAUUGCACUCACUGUCGCACUCUUCACAAUUUACCUCUUUUGGACACUAGUAAGUACACUUUUGUUGUUGUUUUGUUGUUAAGUUUCAUUUAGAUUGGAGAGCCAUGGUUUUUUUCAUGUUGCCAUAAUGUAGCAGUGUUCAGAGAUCACCCCGCACAACUCUUGUUUUAUCAAAACAGGAUCCAGCUUCAUAACUUUGAUUUUGACUGUGGAGAUGUAAAGUUAUUAUACAUUUAUUUAUUUGAUUUCUCAACUUAAAAAUUUACAGAAAUAUAUCAAAAAUAAAUCAUAAAAACAAGAUUCCAAGGAAUAUCCUGGACUUCCAUACUCCCCAAUGUGAGUCCUAUUAUUAAUCAGUUCCUCCCACAUAUUUUAUGAUAAUCCAAACCUUUUACUUCUUCCAUUAUGUCCAGAAUCAACCUUAAACUAUGAGUGCUAUUCCAACCCUACCAACGCUUUUAACUGUUUAGAGUGGUCUUUAAGAUAAGUUAUAAAUUUUCCCCGUUCCUUGUUAAAAUUUUGGUCUUCCUGAAUUCUGACUCUUCCCGUCAUUUUAGCCGUUUCAGCGUAGUCCAUUGACUUCAUCUGCCAUUCUUCUCUGGUAGGGACUUUAUCUUCUUUCCAUCUCUGGGCCAGUAACAUCCAUGCAGCCGUGGUCGCAUACAUCAAUAGUCUUUUCUGCUCCUUUGGGAUUUUGGCACCUGAGAGAUGUAAAGUUAGCCUCUAAACAGAGGAACUUUGGACAGACUCUAAUUAGAGAAGGGAGAAGUUGAAUGGACUUGGAAAAAUGGGCUGAAGAGGCAGGGCACUUCAGUUUCCGAUGUGUACACGCAAAGGAGAGGUGGAUGCUUCCCUCCUACAAAGCAAUACCUUUCCAUAUCAGCUAAAUGCAAAAUAAAAUCUGGAGUAUAGGGAUCCCACCCAGCAUACAUUCCUUUCCUCAGUUAGUGGGUGUUGGAAGAAAAACGUUUGAGACAAGUGUGCUUUCUUAUUCUAAUGCAAAUUCUGCAAGACAGCUGAACUUGCCUCAGGACAAGAAGCUCACAAGACCUUUCUCAGUCUCCCUAAAUAGGUCUUCUGUUGACACUGGGCAAGAGCAACCUGGAAUGCACUGAACGAACUACAGUGGGAAAGAACUGAACCGUUCUCAUUCCUUUGAUAUGGAGUACUGAAAAGUCAACAUUUUCCAAGGCUCAGUGAUGUUCAGAAAUAACAAGUCUGAAGCUGUUAGUUUAACACUGUAGGUUAGACAACAAUAAUGUUGUUACAGUGUUGAAAGGUUGGUUUUGUGGGGGGGUUUACUGCACUAAUUUGAGUUCUAGCACUUUUAAAAAUACAAUCUGGUUUCCUCGUCUAGACAUCUGUGACUUGGUGUCACUAACUGAACUUGCUCCUCUAAUCUGUGGGAAAGGUUGGCAGCUCGAUCACAAGUUCGUUGGAGACAGAAUACAUGAAUACGUCAAGUUGGCCUUAUCUGUUUCCAGGGGACUGCCAGUCUGAUGCACAGGCAUGGAGAAAUUGCACUUAAUUCUCUUGCCUGGAAGAUGUCUUAUUGUGGUACACGGAUUUGGGGAAAGGAGCAGCUCAUAAAGCAGGGAUGGGGAUGGAAAAACCUCUGGUCCUCCGGGUGUUACUGGACUCCAGCUCCCCCUCAUCCCUAACCAUUAGGCAUGUUGGUUGCAGCAGAUGAGAGUCUGAGGUCAGCACCCCACAGGCAUUUUGACAUGGAAGUAGAAGUGCUUUCGAAGUUGCGCUUGCAAUACUUGCACUUUUGUGUGUGUGUUACUAUGAGAUAGCAAGUUUAAACUGUGUGUACAUCACAUCUGAAAUACCCUGAUGUGAAAGGCAAAAACUGACAUCCCUGAAAUUGCUUCUCCUUACCUGAAAUUUUGCAGUACCUGAUCUGCUCCUCCAUGCACCCUGCCUGUUGUAAUAAUCAAAGUUGUAGUAAUGGAAACAAGUGAGUUCCAUCUGUGUUCAGGUUUUCAGCAAUGUGCAAUAACUAACCUGUUGACACACUAAAUCGAGGGUGGGAUCCUUUUUUGGGUGCAUUCCCUCAUGCGGGGACUGGAUCUCUUUGGUGGGCAGAGUGAGAGGCAGGUGGACCAACAGUCGCAACUCUUAUCUGAGCACAAAAGCCUACAUUUUGAGCCACACCAAUGUCAGAUGUUUCUGUACAGAUGCAUAUCUCCCCGGCCUCUGUUCAGGGAAGCAAGUGGGCAUCAUCAUAGUUCAAGGACACAUUCCAGCCAGGCAGAAUCUCUCAAGGAGGCUGUGGCAUGAAGAGUCCCAAAGAAUGAACAGAGGGCCCCAUUCGGGCCCUAGGCCUGAGAUUUCCCAUCCCUGCAUUAAAUAGAUAUUUUGAGUUUUGUGAACGAAAAAUAUUGUGGCAUCUUAAAGUAGCCUUGGGAAUUCCAUGCAGUAAGAGUGGGUUAGUGGACGGAGACACAGAUAUCUCCAAAACCAAAGUGCUGCACCAACAAGCACAAAAUAACCCCUCUGCAGCACCACAAAUCCAACUCAAUGGUGUAACAUUGGAAAAUGUCGAUCAUGUCUCCUACCUGGGCAGUUACCUUUCCACAAGGGCCGACAUUGAUGCCGAAAAUCCAGCAUCGCCUGAGCUCUAUGAGUGGGGCUUUCUCUCAAUUGAAAUGCAGAGUGUUUGAGAACCGGGACAUUCGCAGGGAAACCAAAAUGCUUGUUUACAAAGCUGUUAUACUACCAACCUUACUGUAUGCUUGUGAAACAUGGACCGCUUAUAAACGCCAUCUCCAACUGCUCGAAAGAUUCCAUCAACGGUGUCUCCGAAAAAUUUUACACUUCACUUGGGAAGACAGGCAUACUAAUGCCAGUGUACUGGAAGAAGCAAAGAUCACCAGUGUCGAAGCAAUGAUUCUUCAACAUCAACUUUGUUGGACUGGUCAUGUUGUGCGGAUGCCUGAUGAUCGUCUUCCAAAGCAACUACUCUAUUCUGAACUUAAAAAUGGAAAGCGUAAUGCUGGUGGUCAACAAAAGAGGUUUAACGGCUGUCUCAAGGCAAAUCUUUAAAAAAAUGUAGUAUAAACACCGACAACUGGGAAACACUUGCCUGCAAGCACUCCAAUUGGAAAACAGCCUUUACCAAAGAUGUCAUGGGCUUUGAAGACACUUCAACUCAGGACGCGAGGGAGAAACGUGCUAAGAGGAAGGCAUGCUUGGCAAAUCCACACCGUGAUCAACACUGUGGAAGGACGUGUGGUUCCAGCAUUGGCCUCCACAGUCUCUUACAGACUCAUUGUUAAAACUGUGUUUAUGGAAGACAAUCUUACUCGGCUACAAGUGAUUGCCAAAGAAGAAGGAAGAAGAAGAAUCUCCAUACCUCCCCCAGAAGCCCACCUGGUUUCUGUGCUAGCCAUCAAGGGAGUAAAGUUCUUCCAUCACCAGCAUGGAAAUGGCAAACAGGAUGUAGAGUGAUGUGUCUCUCAUCUGUCAUCCUACCCAGUGGAAGUUGAGUAGUCAGCAUUUUUACAAUGGCUGUGAAGGAUGAGAAUGUAGGUGACAAGUCUCUUAGUUGGCUAGUAUUUGGGGGGGAUAGGCUAGUGAUUUUUAUGGGCAUAUCUACAGGUCUAGCAGAUUUAGUGUGCCAUAAGCUUUCAAAGAUGCCUGGCGUGUUAUCCUCAUUUGUCAGAGAGAGAGAGAAAUUACAGAGAGAGAAAGACCUACAAAGAAAAUAGUAAGCAGCAGGACCAAAAGGUCAUGCAGUGAGAGAUACAGUCUGACAUUCUGUGACUGUGCCUCUUGCGUUUCAUGAUCUUUUGGAACCAACGGUCAUAUUCCCCCCCCCCCUCUGCAAAAUGAGAAUGACACUUCAUAUAUCUGCUUAAGUGAGCUUUAGUCUACAAAAGCUUAUGUGACAAUAAAUCUGUUUUGCCUUUAAGGUGCCAGAAGACUCUGGCAGUUUUUACAUUGGGCUCUUACUGGAGAACAGCCACAGUGAGUUCCACUCACCUUUUACAGAGCAUCCAUUCAAUGUCAUUAACACAACACCACUUCUUGUCUUUACUCCCCCCCCCCCCAAUAUCUCAGAAAAUCCAACUUCUAAAACUUAUCGCCAUCUUUGCGUCUUUGAAUGCUGCCUUUCCAUAGUAAACCAUCUUCAAGGUGGCUCCUGGCAUCAAAACAUGUUGUGUAAUCACUAACAGAAGAUGUAACAAAUGUAGUCAUAUAAACAAUAAAGUAAUGAAAGUUUCUCACAUUGAAAAAUUAGACAAUCACUUCCGGGGUGGCGCCUCCGAAAAAUGGCGGAAUUCCCUUCGAACUGAAGGGAACCCGCUGCACGGAGGCUUGGGUCCUGCCGCUACGGCGCAGCGGGGGCCCUCAAAAACCACAGGCGGAAGAAGCCUGUGGGCGUGGGACUCGGCGGGCACCGAGGCGCUCUCUCCCCUUGUACAGGAGCCCGGCACGGGGCUCCGGAGCGGGAGGUGCGUGGUGCUGUGAGUCGACUGCUUCCUCCGUGCAGCAAAGCCGCACUGCCGUUUUCGGAGAGCGCUGCCUUCUUCUUGGACAAUCUGGCAUUUAAAACAUCUAUCCGUGAGUACCUGAUCUUGGAAGAGCUGAACUACUUUUAAGAUUGGAGAACAAUUAAAUAAUAUUGGAUCUGGACUUGAAAUUGAACUUAAUUGGGACUCGGAACGGAAAGGUCUAAACAGGAAGUCAACCUUCCGUUCUUUUGUUAAGCGAAGAAAGCAAAGAUAAAUUAUACUAAAGCUUGAAAAUUAAAUUCUGAGAGAACUAAAAUUCAACACCUAAGAUUUCUGAACCCCCCUUUGACUGCAGGAGAAGAAGGGGGUGGUUUUGGUUUUUUUUAACCCUGUGGAAGUGAGUUUAAAAUAAAGUAAUUUUCCACCGCCCUGAACCAGGAGCGGGCUGUCAGAAUUGACGUCUUGAAGUGUAUCCAGCUCGACAGAUAGUUAAAAGAAGGGUAACAUUUUGACUUUACUGUUGCCUCUUAGGGAAUUUUGGACAAAGUGUUUUUGGAAAAAGUAAGAUUGUUGCAAAAGUAAAAUUUGUUCCAUCUAGUGGAACUGAGUGAAAUUGCAAUGCAGAGAGCUUAAAAAGAAGAGCUAUUCUCGUGGGAAAGAAUUCUUUUCGACCUUGAAGGACAAUGCUAGUACAAAGGCUUCAACAAGUGUUCCUGGAAGGUUUUGCAAAAUUAAGUGCCCAGCUGGACCAGAUGCGUCAGGAGUCGACCUUGAUGAUGGAAGUCACCAGAGCACAGCAGCAAACAAAUGAAAUUCAGUUAAAGUCUAUACAAGUAUAUGAACCUGCUGUAGUGAUGGAGGCUUCAGAGAUGGAGGGACCAUUGGAUGGGCAAGAUCAGCCUUUGAACUUGAUAAAUGAACUUGGGGCAAAUCUGAUGGGCCAUCAGAAGAUUGGAGUAGUUGAAGUCUCCAAGCUCUGUGGAAAAUGGAACUGGCAUUAUCUGCUCUCUGGCCUGGGUAAUGGGUCUGGAAUGGACUUGCUGCAAAGAGUUAAAAGCAUUUCUCUGCUGGAGUCUCCACGAUUGAAAGGGAAACAUCAACAAGAGCGGCGAAAGGGGCAAGAAAGAGACUUGAGAGCCUCGGAUACGAGACAACCAGGUUAACGAGUUGGAUUAUUGAGGUUAAAAGGACUGACAAUCUUGGGUCCUGGGGAGGGGAGGCUGGAAGUUGACUGGACUGAAUUUGACUUACUAUUUUUUCUUUUUUACUUCUUAAUAUUGGGAAUGUUUAUAAAUGUCUGAAGGGUGUUGAAUGAAAUUACAUGGCUUAAGUAAGGAUUGGUAAAUGAUGUGUAAAAAGGUAAUGAUGUAAGAAUUUGCUAAAUAUUGAAUAUUGAAUUAAAGUUUUUAUAUGACAAGAGGGAAAAUAGAAUAAGGAAAUGUAAUGAUAGAUUGUUGUGGAGAAAAAAAAAAAAGACAGAAAGGAUUUGCUGUGAAAAUUAAAAACUAAGAAACAAGAGAGGGGAGGAGGAGGAAGUCUAGAAAGGAAGUUAAUGGAGAUGGUAAAGAACUACAUUUCUCUAUUUUUCUGUUUCUCUUUUUUUCUUUUUGCGGCUGGGUUUUCUUUUCUUUUUCUUUAAUAUUUUUGUAUUACUUUUGUUAUUUUUGUAUUUUCAACUUUUUUUGGAAAUUUUGUUGUUAUCCUUUGAAAAUUUAAUAAAUAUCAAUUUAAAAAAAUAAAUAAAUAAAAAAUGAAAAAUUAGACAAUCAGCUGAUAGAGGUGAAGUUACAGGGAAUCAGACAGAGGGCCUUCUUGGUAGUGGCACCCACCCAUCAGAUGUCAAGGAGAUAAGUAACUAGACAACCUGAAGGCAGCCCCGUAUAGGGAAGUUUUUUAAUAUUUAAUGUUUUAUUAGGUUUUUGUAUAUGCUGGAAGCUGCACAUAGUGGCUGGAGCAGCCCAGUCAGAUGAGGAGGGAUUUACUAUUAUUAUUAUUAUGAACGCGGGUGGCACUGUGGUCUUGGGCUUGCCGAUUGUAAGGUCGGCGGUUUGAAUCCCCGCGACGGUGUGAGCUCCUCUUGCUCUGUCCCAGCUCCUGCCAACCUAGCAGUUCAAAAGCACGCCAGUGCAAGUAGAUAAAUAGGUACCACUGCGGUGGGAAGGUAAACGAUAUUUCCAUGUGCUCUGGUUUCUGUCACAGUGUCCCAUGGUGCCAGAAGCGGUUCAGUCAUUCUGGCCACAUGACCCGGAAAGCUGUCUGCAGACAGAUGCCAGCUCUCUCAGCCUGAAAGCGAUAUGAGCACAGCAACCUCAUAGUCACUUUUGACUGGACUUAACCGUCCAGGGGUCCUUUAACUUUACCUUACAUCAUCAUCAUCAUCAUCAUCAUCAUUAUUGUAGGGUUGUGCUGUAAGACUCUUUCCAUAUGUAAUUCUGACCUUAUUUUCUUUUGCCUCCAUCUGCCUCCCCAAUUUCAUAGUCUGUAAUUUCACACUAACAUUUUUCUGUUGCCACCACCCCACUGUUUGUUAUCUGUUCCAGCCUUUGAAAGUCACCGGUUUUCUGAUUACAGUGCAAGCAGUCUCCUCCAGUCAGUAAACCAAAUGAUUUGAAACCUGAUUUGCUUUGGUCCCUUCCAAAUAUGUAACUUUCUAAAGAAAUGCCAUGUGCGUAGCUCUUUGACUGCCCCCAGUUAGGAAACCACUGGAGUGGACAUAUAUAUAUAUAUAUAUAUAUUUAUCUGAGGUGCAUAUUUUCCUGCUCUGCUUUUCAAGUCCUUUCCUGUCUGAUUUUCAAAAACUGCAUCUUUGGCAUUUAUCUUAAGACCAAGUAAAUGAAAUAAAUGUUCCAAAGCAGCCAAAAGAAAUUGGUGGCUGUCAGCUGUGCAAUCUCUGCAUAAGUUAAACCGUUUAAUUUUAGACGGGCUGCUAUUUCUUUGCGUUGUUUAGCGCUCAUAAUGCUCAACAUAAAUCAAUGGGUGGCUGGUGCCCUGUUCCCUGUUUCCUCUACCAGUUUGUGACGCUGCAGAAAUCUUUAUAGCCUUCAGUUUGACCCGGUCCACCCUCCCUUAAGGAAAUCUCCACACCUAAACACGACAGCAGCUUGCGACACAACAGCCUUAUCUCUGCAACCAGCGAAGGUUUUCAGGGAAGGAAGCUGUGGUAUUAGUUAUUGUCACUCCAGUACCCAUAUAGCUGUGAGACAAUGGCAGCUUUCCUGGAAACAACUAUUUUCACUUUCUGCCAAGCUGAGGGAGGAAUAGGACCUCUAAAUACAAAGGGAAUGGGUUAUAAACGAAAUAUUAUGCAGCUAAAUUGGUACCAUCUGCACACAAGCAGGUGGUAUUUUCUGGCUUGCAGGAAUCCUAAAGUUUGCAGAAAUUAACCUCUCCUUUAAAAGGGGGGGUGAUCAUUCUGCGUGCGGAAAACAGCUCAUUGAGAACUGAAUGUGCUCAGUAACCAUGGAGUGGUUUUAUUUUGGGGGGGGCACAUAGAAAAUGGAGGGAGAAGUGGAAUGGAUUGUCCUGAAGGAGGGUGUGGUCUGACUGCCUGGAACAAUGAACAAGAACACUCUUUGCGGCAACAUUUUAAUGCAGAUCAUACUUGCGAUGCCCUAAAAUAGCAGGCUCUUAAGAGGGAUGGAAAAUUCUGCAAUCACCAUUUCUGUAAUUGCUUUAUAUCAAGUGGUGCUAAGAGCUGCCGUUCACCUCGGGGACUCUGAAUGGGGUGGAUUAAGGAUCCCAGACAAAAUAUGAAAGGUUUUUGUGGAGACGCAGAAUCUCUUAAAAUAAAACAGUGCUGUCUGCCAGGGCUGGCCUGCCUGAGAUGAUGGGCAUGAUGGUACCACUUAUCUCGCCAUUUCCAUGUACAGGAUCCUAUCAGGCUGGCAACUGAAUCUUGCUUCAUCAUGGCUGCUGUGAGAGCACCCCACAACCUCCUCGCUUGAGGGCAGUAGGCUAGCUUAGAGGGCCUAAGAUGAGCCCCAUGGCAAAGAAGGCUCCGUCCCCCAAUAUCUGCACCUGCAUCACUUUGCCUAAUACCCACAGGGGAUGGGUUCCGCCCAACUUAGGGGUGGCCCAGUGCACAUAAUUGACGUCAUGUGGCAGGAGGAGGUCUGACAGGGCCGGCCACUGGUGGGGCCCAGUGGGGCCUGUCAUAGCUGGAGGGGGCCCGGCGAGGCCUGUCAUACGCCAAGGAAUAUUAAGGGGGCCCCAUCUCUCUGCUUAAAAUUUGGAGGAUCCUCAGGAAGAAAAAGAUCCCACCAGAGAGGGAUGGCAGACCAAACUGAUGGACUACGCGGAGAUGGCGGAAAUGACUGGGAAAAUCAGAAACCAGGAAGAACAGAAUUUCAAUAAAGAAUGGGGAGAAUUUAUAACUUACCUUGGAGACCACCACACACAGCUGAGCUCUUUAGCAGGAUCUGAAUAACACUUGUAAUGUAACAAGAACUUGGGAUAUAUGGGAUAUUUAAAAAUUGGAGUGACUUAAAAUAUGCAGCGGAAAAGGACUAGCGACGGAACCCAUGGAGGGGUGGGUGGGGAAUCCAGAGAUGUGGUUGAAUCGUUGUUUAUUUUUUCAUAAUUCAUGAUUUUGAAUGUAAAUUUUAAUUUGUAAAACUAAAUUACCGUAUUUUUCGCACCAUAGGGCGCACCGGACCAUAGGGCGCACCUAGUUAUGGGAGGCGGAAAACAAGAAAAAAUUAUUCUGAACCCCAGAAGCCUGAACAGCAAGAGGGAUCUGGCUUCUGGGAUGCCGUGUGGCUGUUCUGGCUUCUGGGGUAACCGCGCCAAGCCUCCUCAGGGCAGCGGGAUGAAGGCUCCCCCUGCCCAAAGAGGCUGCGCAGGGCUAAAGCAGAAGCCAGGACAGACGCGUCGCUGAAGGGGCACUGCGCCUUCUCUCUCUCUGUGCAGCGCCCCUCCUUCACAGAAGAGGCGCUGCGCAGAGAGGGAGAAGGCGCAGCGCCCCUUCAGCGAAGCUGGAGAAGGAACAGAAGAAGACCCUUCUGUUCCUCCUCCGGCUUCGCUUGAUAGGCGCGUUGCUCAAGGGGCGCUGCAUCUUCUCUCUCUCUGCGCAGCGCCUCUCCUUCACAGGAGAGGUGCUGCGCAGAGAGGGAGAAGGCGCAGCGCCCCUUCAGCGAAGCUGGAGAAGGAACAGAAGGAGACCCUUCUGUUCCUCCUCCGGCUUCCAGGACAGGCGCGUCGCCGCGAAGCCAAGGAACCUGCAUUCGCUCCAUAGGACGCACACACAUUUCCCCUUCAUUUUUGGAGGGGAAAAAGUGUGUCCUAUAGAGUGAAAAAUACGGUAUACACACACACACACAGUGGUACCUCGGGUUACAUACGCUUCAGGUUACAUACACUUCAGGUUACAGACUCCACUAACCCAGAAAUCGUGCUUCAGGUUAAGAAAUUUGCUUCAGGAUGGGAACAGAAAUCGUGCUCUGGUGGCACAGCAGCAGCAGGAGGCCCCAUUAGCUAAAAUGGUGCUUCAGGUUAAGAACAGUUUCAGGUUAAGUACGGACCUUCAGAACGAAUUAAGUAUUUAACCCGAGGUACCAUUCUACACACACACACACACACAAACAAACAAUUGGGGGAUCCUCGGCCCUCUGGACCCCAUAGAUGGCGCCCCCGCUAAUAGCAGAGCCAACCCUACAGCCAAGCUCCUGCAGCCAAUCGGAAGCCACAGAAGCCCUGUCAGAUGUUCAGGUUCCAAAAAUAGUUCACAAACCGGAGCACUCACUUCCUCGUUUUUGAUGUUCAGGAGCCAAAAUGUUCGGGAACUAAGCUGUUCAACUUCCAAGGUACGACUACACACACACACAACACCAUACAACACAACACAUAUAGACACUGAAAAAACAGGCAAGUAACAAAGGAGGGAAAGUAAUAGCUCUUUUUAAUACAGAUCUUUUUCAUAUUUCUCUAGUAUAUUAUAUUUCUUUAAUAAGCAUUUACAUGGUGGUCAGCCUUUCAUAACAGAUUCUCUUCUCUCCAGAAAAUAGCUGUUCAAAGAAAAGGGCCGUGAAACUAUUACUCUGUGCACAUUAAGAGCAUACAGAGCAUAUUAACACUUUUAUCACUGAUGGUUUCUAUUUUCCAGUAAUGUUCCUCUGCUUCUUUGCUGCACUCCAUGGACUGUAAAUGUCAUCUUAAGUUGACAUUUUAACUAUAGGGUGCUGGCCGCUCUUUCUCUGGGCCCUGAAAGCUUCCUAUUUUUUAUUAUGUCUCCCAAAUUGCUGCUAGUGACUUGGAGUGAUGUAGGAGGAGUUCUUUCCUGAAACACAGUAUUUAACUUGCACCGUGAAUAUGCUUAAUCGCUGCUCAGGUGAAUAUGCAUUUUAACUGCGAAUGCUAACAACUAUUUAUCAGUGCAACUCCUCAGAAUAAUUUGCAUCUUAAAAUAACUCAUGAGAUUAUUAUUUUUAAAGUAUUUUUCAGCCAGGAACAAAAUAUCUAUAAGCUGCACAUAUUUUUUGCAUUGUUUCCCAUUUUUAUAUAUCGUGGUCAUAAGCCUGAUACGAAUACUAGAUAGAUGAGUGUACUUCUAAUAAAUUAUCAAUUGCAUGGUAACCUAUAGCUUGUCUUUGCUGCCAAGUGGGAGAUCUGAUUCCAUUCCUAUUCUAUUAGGUCCAACAGGAGGGGGCUUUAUUAAUGAGGCAAUGUGCUCUCCAGCUCAGGCGAGGAAGAGAUUUCAGAUUUUCGUUGUGUAUCAGCAGGGGCUCAAUUUAAUAGGGAACAUGCAUAACAGUUGGAACACAAAGCUGGCAAUAUAAUAAGAGGACGCAGUGUGUAUACAGAGGACUUGUACACUGUAGUGCUAAACAUAUAUAAUGGGAACAAGUUCCAUAGGAAACUAUGCGACACGUGGCCCGAGCAUGUGGCCUAUGCGCUGGAGGAAGCUGCAAGCUCACACACUUCCCCCACUGAAUGGCUGCAUAGCUCAGUGGUAGAGCAUCUUCCUUACGUGCAGAAAAGGCCCAGAUUCAAUGCCUAACAUUUCGUGGUAGGGCUGGGCGGUGGCGUAGCAUGGAUUACCAGUGCCCAGGGCUGCACAGAAGCAGGGUAGGAAGGAAAUGGAUGGAGUAUGCAUGCACACGCAACUGCCUAAGGUGUCCACAUCACCCAGGAGAUCACAGGUGCAGGGUUAAGAAAAGAAGAAUCGUAUUGUCUGGAGAGGUCAUUCCUGGUUCUCAUUGAGAAGUUGGUUUCAGUGGAGCCCAGAGACGGAAGCAUGUAGCUGUAUUGAGACAGCGCCAGGUGUUGAAAUUUUGUGCCCGGGGCAACCGCCCCUGUGGCCCCCUUCCCCACGCCACACCACUGGGGCUGGGAUUUUCCCUUGGCUGAAAUCCUGGAGAACCAUUACUAGUGCGCAGACCAUUAUGAGCUAGAUGGACCUGUUGCCCGACUCCGUGUAUGACAACUUCCUGCGUUCCACUGCACAUGGAAGUUUUAGUUCAUAGUAGGGCAACCGGCAUGAUUCGUCCAUGAAAAGUGGGGCACAGAUGUUGUUAGGCCCAAGCGUAAAGGCUGUGGUUGACAUUAAAGGUUCUGUACAUAAUGGGAGAUGGUACGAGCCUCAGCCUUACUCUCGCCUGGCUCUCUGUCCAGUCUAGAGGCCGCCCUACAGGCAAACCAACCCUCGCAUUCAAGUACAGUCAUACCUUGGUUGUCGAAUGGAAUCCAUUCCGGGAGUUGGUUCGACUUCCUAAAAUAUUUGACAACCAAGGUGCAGCUUCCGAUUGGCUGCAGGAGCUUCCUGCACUCAAUCAGAAGCCGCAUCGGACGUUCGGCUUCCAAAGAACGUUCCCAAACCAGAACGCUCACUUCCGGGUUUGUGGCCUUCGGGAGCCAAAACAUUCAAGUCACAAGGCGUUCAAGAUCCAAAGUACAACUGUGUCUUUAGGUGUUCUGUAAGGCACUGUUGAGCAGAGUAUGGAAUGACUUGCCUUGAUAUAGUAUAGGGGUCCUCACUAUUGAGAUUGAGAGGCAGUUCUGAUCUGCUUGCCAGCUGAACCCCUAAUGGGUCAACAUAGUUGCCCCAAAGUCAUAGAAUCAUAGUUGAAAGGGAUCCCAUGGAUCAUCCAAGGGUAGGCAAACUAAGGCCCGGGGGCCGGAUCCAGCCCAAUCGCCUUCUAAAUCCAGUCCACGGACGGUCCAGGAAUCAGCGUGUUUUUUACAUGAGUAGAACGUGUCCUUUUAUUUAAAAUGCAUCUCUGGGUUAUUUGUGGGGCAUAGGAAUUCGUUCAUUUCCCCCCCAAAAAAUAUAGUCCGGCCCGCCACAAGGUCUGAGGGACAGUGGACUGGCCCCCUGCUGAAAAAGUUUGCUGACCCCUGAUAUUUUAGUCUAGCCCCCUGCAAUGCAGGAAUAUAUCCCCAUACAGGGCUCAAACCUAUGACUUUGACGUUAUCAGCACCACGAUCUCACCGACUGAUCUCACCGGCAAGGCUCGGUACAACUAACCUCCUGGGAUGCUAUAUAGAUGUUUUCAAGCCCUAUCUCAAUUUCUGUCCGGCUGCAUGCCGAGUUUUGAUAUUUCAGUGUGCUUCAUUAGGUCCUGUUGCUUAAAAGUAUUGACACUAGAUCAUUGUUCUUAGAUUCACUCACAAUGGCCCAGCAGGUGACCCCAAACUACACAGUGAUCGUUAUGGGCGAAUCUAAUUGUUCCUUUGCUCGGACAAACACUCAUAACAUUCGACUGUAAUAUUCCCUGAGCACUUUGGUUUCAAAUGUUGUAUGGUGCUUAUUUUUAGCCCAUUAAAAACUCUUCGGCAGGAAAGACAUGAGUGCAGCUCCGAUAAUCCACGCUGCCUAAUCGCACACACGGCCAAAUAAUCACAGAAAGUAGCUAGCCAAACUUUAAGUUUGGUAGCGACCUCAGGCUGCUAGCUUCCAAAAUAUGCUGGCUUUUCUGUUUCCAAUAGUCCAUUUGCUGCCUUGCAGUGCUUUUGGCUGCCACAACUGAGUACUAGCCAAAGAGAAGCAUUCUGUGUGCCAGUUGGAUCACAAGAGGAUAGCUGAAUCCAUGGGUGCUUGAUUAAACUUUGCCACCCAGUGGCACCCAUUUAAUUUUGGCUUUGAGAUACCCACAGAUAAGUUGAGGCCAAAUGAAUUGCUCAGGACAUUUCUGAGUUUCGUAAUGGCAGUGCCUAGAGGAAUGGUUAUCAUAGCAGACCCUCCAAGUGUCCCUAUUUUCCAGGGAUGUCCCUAAUUUAGAGAAGCCAUCCCGGUUUCCAGUUUGAUCCUGGAAUGUCCUGCUUUUUCUUAGGAUGUCCCUAUUUUCAUCGGAGAAAUGUUGGAGGGUAUGGUAGAGAAAACCAAUAGUUGUUAAUAGCUGUAUUUCAGGUGUGGUUAUUUAUGGUAUUUGGGUACCAUGCCAUUAAAAGGUGUGUUUUUUUAAGUUACAUUGUCCCUAACACAGACCUUCCAAGGGUCCCUUUUUUCCAGGGACAGACCCAGACUUUUAGAAGCCACCCUGGUUUCUGAUUUGAUCCCGGAAUGUCCCACUUUUUCAUUGGAGAAAUGUUGGAGGGUGUGGAGUCAUGCGACCCCUGAGCCUAGGAGAUAAGUAACUAGACAACCUGUAGAAGUAGUAGUAGUAAUUUUUUGUUUAUACCUUGCCCAUCUGGCUGGACAUCCCCAGCCACUCCCCAGCGGCUCCCAACAGAAUAUUAAAAAUACGGUAAAACAUCAAACAUUAAAAACUUCCCUUAACAGAGUUGCCUGUUGGAAGCCACCCAGAUUAGAUGGGCAGGAUUUAAAUAAUAAAAUCACCAUCACCAUCAUUGUUAUGGAAUAGGUUGUCCCUACACUGGUACCCCAGUAUUGAUGUAUGGAAGUGAGAGCAGGACCAUAAAGAAGGCUGAUCGCUGAAGAAUUGAUGCUUUUGAAUUAUGGUGCUGGAGUAGACUCUUGAGACUGCAAGAAGAUCCAACCUAUCCAUUCUUAAGGAAAUCAGCCCUGAGUGCUCACUGGAAGGAAAGAUCCUGAAGCUGAGGCUCCAAUGCUUUGGCCACCUCAUGAGAAGAGAAGACUCCCUGGAAAAGACCCUGAUGUUGGAAAAGAUGGAGGGCACAAGGAGAAGGGGAAGACAGAGGAUGAGAUGGUUGGACAGUGUUCUUGAAGCUACCAGCAUGAGUUUGACCAAACUGUGGGAGGCAGUGGAAGACAGGAGUGCCCGGCGUGCUCUGGUCCAUGGGGUCACGAAGAAUCGGACAUGACUAAACGACUAAACAACAACAGUGGUACCUCUGGAUAUGAACCACCCCCUUUGUGAAUGCUUCAGGCUAUGCACGUGGCAAACACGGAAGUAAAGUAAAGGUUUCCACCGACAGCUCCUGCGCUGGAGCGGGCUACCGCUACCCACGCCUGUGCAGAACAGUGCACCUCUGGAUGUGAAUGUUUCAGGGUAAGAACGGACCCCCAGAACGAAUUAAGUUCGUAUCCAGAGGUACCACUGUAUUUUCAGCGGAUAAAUGUUGGAGGGUAUGCCAACACCAAGUGAUGCAUAUAUCAAAAGCUGCCCUCUGAGUGAUCAAUGCACUACUGCAGCCCAUUGAACUUAAGAGUUUAGUGGAAGUAACUAUUUUAGGAACAGAGACCCAUACAUUUGCAGAGAAGCUCUUUUCCGUCAUCCUUAAAUAAGAUCCUGUCUCCCAUAGAGACUGCUGUUUAUCCAUUUGAAUGAAUCUCAUCAUUGUUUCCAUGAUCAACACACAAACCUCGUCUCUGUUCUGCACAGGAAAGCUUUUGAAUCCAAGAUUCUGGGGUGCGUGUUUUCUUUAAGCAUUGAAGGGGCAAAUCCUUCCUUGGCUCAUUGAGCCUCGCCUCAGCAAGAUUGCACAGAAUUACGUCUCCCUAGAAUGGCUGAUAGUUCGCAGAAAUACUGCACAGUGUUUCAGAAAACUCAAAGGGGAAUUUAGAAAUGGUUAGGUUCACAUUUUGGGUUUGUGAACUAUUUCUCUAACACUUGAGCAAGUUGCAGCUGCUGCCCAGAGAGCUUGCUGGCGAAACGCGAGGCUGAGCUGUCCUGGCUGCUGCUGAAAUUUCAGUAGCUGACAUCACUUGGAGAGUGCCUGAAGGCAAGAACCCGUUGUAAACAAGCUGUCAGGCUUAACUAGGAUAUCCUGUGAAAAUGUCUUAAACAAACGAGCAGCCACUUGGAGCCUGGCUCAACAAAGCAGCUAUUCCUGGAGAAGCCUUGCUUGAGCUUGCAUGGCGAUCUUAAGAGAAAAUCCUGCUUUUUCAAGAGGCGCCACUAGGUUUUUCCAGCCAGAAUUUUACAUCCUAAAUUGUACCCAGGUGGUUGUUCACCGCCCUACAAAAAGAUAUCAGUAUGAUGGCGAACAUGGAAGCCCAAUGGCCACUGUGAACUAGGCAGCUGCAAACACUUAAUAUUUUUUUAAACCCAACCCGAAUCACUUUUCUUUGGCUUAAAAUGGGGGAUCAUUUUCAACUGAGUGCUACAUUGCCUGUUGGCGCACCACCUGGGGGUUUCAUGACAGUGGUGACCACUGACCACUGACAGCAGUGGGCACAAGUGACACCACCUAGCUAUAUUCAAGCAUUCAUUUCUCUUAGGUUCCUUCCCCACACAUCUGGCAAGAUCUGCCCACUCCAGCCUGUCAGUCUCCUUUUUAACAGUUGACCAUCAUUUUUACGAAGUGGGAAGUCUUCUACUUCUGGAGGGUCCCCCUGUUAUUUAGAAGUCUUACAUCAUAUCAGGGGAUAUAGCUCCCCCCCCCCCCGGCAUCUAAUAAUCAGCAAUUUUGAUGCUGCUAGCAAAUUAAAAUUUGUUUCUCAUCAGAGGGGAUUUUUUUUCUAGUGGCAAUCCACAAUAUGGAUUGAAUGUACUUCCUUUUCUUAAUACGCAUUUAUUGGUUGUGUUAUGUGGAACUGGGAGUGGAAAGCUAAUGUACUAAGUCCUACUGCAAUGCGCUCUACGUGGGGCUACCUUUGAAGCUGACCCGGAAACAACAAUUAAUCCAGAAUGCGGCAGCUAGACUGGUGACUGGGAGUGGCCACCGAGACCAUAUUAGACCAGUCCUGAAAGACCUACAUUGGCUCCCAGUACAGUUCCGAGCACAAUUCAAAGUGUUGGUGCUGAGCUUUAAAGCCCUAAAUGGCCUCGGCUCAGUAUACCUGAAGGAGCGUCUCCACCCCCAUUGUUCUGUCCGGACGCUGAGGUCCAGCUCCGAGGGCCUUCUGGCAGUUCACUCACUGUGAGAAGUGAGGUUACAAGCAACCAGGCAGAGGGCCUUCUCAGCAGUGGCGCCCAUCCCAUCAGAUGUCAAGGAAAUAAACAACUAUCUAACUUUUAGAAGACAUCUGAAGGCAGCCCUGUUUAGGGAAGUUUUUAAUGUUUGAUGUUUUAUCGCUUUAUUAUUAUUAAUAAUAAUAUUCUGUUGGGAGCUGCCCUGAGUGGCUGGGGAAACCCAGCCAAAUGGGCAGGGUAUAAAUUUUUUGUUGUUGUUAAAUUAAAUAAUUUAAAAUACAUGGACAUAGAACAAGAACAAGUUGUGCUAAGUUGUGCUAUUAAAUCCUGCCAGAAUUUUGGCUGAGCUGGGAUUGGAACAGACUUAGAGAAGGGGUGGGAAAUAUUGUAGGACUGCAAAUCUCAUCAUCCCUGACUAUUGUCCAUGCUGGUUGCAGCUGAUGAGAGCUAGAGCCCAGUAUCACCUGGAGAGCCAAAUCUCCCAUCCCUGACAUAGAGCAUAGAACCAGCCUUUGAUUGGUGGUGCCAUCACUGGGGGCUGUCCAAUAGGCAUUGACCCAUGGCAGAGCCUAUUGGGUGGUAGGUCCCCAUUUGUGAAAGCCCACCUUAAUGAAGUCCAUCUGUCUUCCUUACUGACUUCCAGACAUUUGAUGGCUGAAAGGUACUGGGUGAAAUUCAGUGUCUCUCUGAGACAAUCAUCCCAUCAGUGCAAGCAUUUUAGCUUGCCAGAUGCAAAGAACUCCCCUCUCUUCCCCCAACACCCCCAAGGCAUUUGGGUGGGGGAAUACAGGGAGGGAAGCCCUGUUGUGCAAGCAGAAGUCUUUGCUCAGGGCUUCAACUCACAGGAUUUGCUGAGUGAAUCUCGCCCAUCGUUCCUGGCACCACUGAAAUCACUGGUUGAGAAAAUGUAUUUAACCGUUUUUUAGAAUGCUAUCAACAGUGUUUUCAGUAUUGAUGUGUUUGUGGCCCUGGGCUUCUUUGGGAGGAGGAGGGGCAGGAAAUAAGUUAAUGAAAUAAUCAUACCUCCCUACUGUGAGCUUAUACAUUGCACAGCUGGGUAGCUCUUUAUAAUCUUGCAAGAGCCUCAGAACUUCUUCUCGAUGGCUGGACCUCAACCUUCUUCUGUAACGUUUAAUAGGUCUGGUUCUGUUAUGAGUGCGCACCUGGACUCACAUGGACGUUCAUAUACACAACUGCUAAGAGGUUUGGGAUCUUUAGCUGGUGUUAUGGCAUACGCUUGUUAUGGACGUGUGUUAACUUUAUGCCCACAGGAUGCUCUCACAAAGAAAUAAAGGACAUUUGGUUUAUUAGAUGAAAUGGGAGUGACAGAAUCUAUAAAGAUGCUGCUUUAGACAGCAAACUUAAAUUCUAAGCAGUUUAGCAAAUUAUGAUACAUACACACCUUGAUUAAAGAGUAGAAGAUUCUCUAACUGUUCUGAAAGGCUUACAAAAACGUGGGCAUAAACUUGAAUUGAAGAGGGGGUGGGGGAAGUUUACCUACCCUUUAAGUAAAGCAGAAAUAUGCUGAGUCCUGAGGAGCACUGGGGUAAGUGCUGUCCAACUAACCUCGUGGUGCUGUGGUCUAAACCAGUGAGCCUCUUGGGCUUGUUAAUCAGAAGGUUGGUGGUUCAAAUCCCUGCAAUGGAGUGAGCUCCCGUUGCUCUGUACCAGCUCCUGCCAACCUAGCAGUUCGAAAGCACACCAGUGCAAGUAGAUAAAUAGGUACUGCUGUGGUGGGAAGGUAAACAGUGUUUCCGUGCGCUCUGGUUUUUGUCACGGUGUUCUGUUGCACCAGAAGCGGUUUAGUCAUGCUGGCCACAUGACCCGGAAAGCUGUCUGUGGACAAAUGUCGGCUCCCUCAGCCUGAAAGCGAGAUGAGCGCCGCAACCCCAUAGUCGCCUAACCAUCCAGGGGUCCUUUACCGUUUCACCUUUACCUGUAUAUAAUGGUUUUUUGUAUACCUUUUUGCCAAGGUAUGCCAGUUGAGAGGGGAGGGGCUGUAGAAUGUGUCCAACAAUUUGCACAAUCCCUUCCAGACUUUGCUGUCUAGUUCUCACCUUACCCAUCUUUGGCCAUCAUGUUCCUGAUUGCUUAACAAAAGAGCAAAAGACUUCAAUAGUAUCUGCACCUGCCCAUCUCUGUCGGUGAUCUGCCUUUACAUCACCUUACCAUUGUGGGGAUGGAUCUCACUGAGGAGUUUAGUAUCAUGUACAGUCGUAUCUUGGUUUUUGAACAGCUCAGUUCUCGAACGUUUUGGUUCUCAAACGCUGCAAACCCGGAAGUGAGUUUUCCGAUUUGCAAACUAUUUUUGGAAGUCGAACUCCCAAUGGGGCUUUUGCGGCUUCCGAUUGGCUGCAGGAGCUUCCUGCAGCCAAUCAGAAGCCACACUUUGGUUUCCAAACGUUUUGGAAGUCAAACGGACUUCUGGAAUGGAUUCUGUUUGACUUCCAAGGUACGACUGUACUUGAAAACUAAAUUUGCAUGUGUUUGUCUUCUGGUCAUUUAUGGGUCAACUCAGGACAUGCCCAAAUGUCUUUCAGCAGGGGGCUGGAAUCUGGCUUCUUCCAGGAUCACCAAAGCUCAUCAUGGAGGGUCUUAUGUCAUAUUUGAGUUAAUCUUAUACUUAUGCCAUGAUCUAUAGAGAUAAGCCAUAUCAUAAAUUCAGAUUAAUGCUGGACCUUGAAAUGCUAUAGCUGAGUGAAGAUGCACUAUAUGAAAUGCAAUUAUUAUUAUUAUUUUUGCUCUCCAUGUUUCCCUCUUCUCAUCUCAAAUAUGCCCUUUCCCCUUGUUCUUCCUGCAGGUAUCCUUUAGGUACCACUGUAGAUUAUAUAAUGAAUGGCGUCGGACCAAUCAAAGAGUUAUCCUCCUCAUCCCAAAGUCUGUCAGCAUCCCUUCAAACCAGCAGUCAUUGCUGGGCCUGCAUUCGGUCAAAAGGAACUCAAAAGAGACAAUCGUUUAA
Molecule: messenger RNA, 60384 nt
Organism: Podarcis lilfordi (Lilford's wall lizard)
Lineage: Eukaryota; Metazoa; Chordata; Lepidosauria; Squamata; Lacertidae
Source: the annotation of a GenBank genome assembly